CAGCAUCUUCAGCGGUCAAGGAUGAGCAGCUCUCCUCUUCUGGCUGAAUCGAGCGCACACGCCCCAAUUAGUGUCGCAUGGUAGGUGAGAGCCAUUUUGAAAACAUUUCUCAUUACACCUUAUCACCGGGGCACAGAGGGGGGCGACAUGAAGCAAAUUAGAGGAGUGAAUGAGAGCGAGGGAAGGACGGGGGGGAGGGCUGGAGACAUCAAAGUGUUCUUGCUCUAUUUAAAUUGAGUGAUCUUGUGCGGAGAGAUCCCCACUACAUAAAGAUUAACCCCAUCCUCCCUCACACAUGCAGCUAAUAUCACACACCCACAUACCCUUGGAUUUAUGUGUCAAGGGUUAAUAACUGUGGGGAUGGGGACAGGGGGGUUCAAGUGGGGUGUCCCCAUAUAUGCACAUUAGAGUGUGUGUGUCAGCAUGUAUAUGUAUAAUGUGUUUAUACAGUAUAUCGGCAGAACAAGGAUGUGUGUAUAUAUGUGUGUGUGUUGAAGUGGAAAGGAGACAUCAUCAGUGCAGGGAGGUAGAGAUCACACAGAAAGUGCAAGCCAGGCUCAGUUUCAUCUCAAACUGUCGGACUGACAUGUUACAAAUCCCACCAACAGCAGCAGCACUGAACAGACCUGCCAGCACUCCUCAGGAAAGAAUCACAAAUACACACAUAUACACAUUCAAACACACACACAUACAUGCAGAGACAAAAAGAGGCAGUGUGAGAGUUGAUCUGUUGCCUGUUUUUCCACCAGUUUCAUCAUGUCCUUUGGCUAAAUGCAAAUUCUGGUCCUUUUCAGAACAUUGUAGGAUGUGAGAGUUGAGGUUGUGUUAUCUAUGUGUGUGUGCUUUUAUGAGCCUCUCAUUUCCUGCGUGUCUUAAUGUGUAUUUAAGUGCGUGUAGGUAUGUUUCCCUAUCUGCUUCCUUUGGUAUAAGAGAGUGUGUUUGCAUCCUGUGUCUCCCCCAAGUUGUCUUUCAGUGUGAGUGUACGUCUGUGUUACUGUGUGUGCUGAAUCUUGCCCGGUGGAUUAGUGACGUCGGCGGAACUCACCCUCUUCCUCUGAUAAGGCCACGCGCGGCCGCCUCCCGCUCUCUACUCCCCGCGCUCAAUUUCAGAUAGUGCUAAUGGAAUCUGUCCUGCGCAAUUGUAAUGCGAGCGAGACUCAUUUUCCACGGAGCUUGGAGCUGUCAGCUUGGCAGGACUGUCGGGAGGGUUUGAGAGGAGGAGGAGGAAGAGGAGGAGGAGGAGGAGGAGGAGGAGGGCAGAGCCAGCGAAGAGAGAGGGUUGAUGGCAGGACGAGGAAAGAGAGCCUGAUGAGGAGGGUGUGUGAGUGUGUGUAGUUUUGUGUGUCUGACGUGUCUUAUGGGAGGCCUCCUCCCUCCUGUCAGGAAGCUGGAGAGGAGCUUCCCACAUGCUGCCCAUCAUGGAGCUGCUCUGCACAACCACAGACACACAUUUGAAGUCUGUGCUGCACUGUUCACAUGGCAACUGAGGUUUUUCCUCCUAUAGGGGUUGGUCCCAAAAUUUUUAGACAGCUAUAUGCACCAUCAAGCUUGGUGUUAAAUCAGAUUUUAAGUUUGAGAGUAUUGCAGGCCACCCAUGAUCAUAAAAAUAUUUGGCAUCUGGUGUGUUCUGUACAUUAAAUAAAGCUCGCCCUCUCACUUCCACUACAUCAUGACCAGCUUGGAUCAAUGUGAAACAAAGUUUAGGAAAGCGAGGAGGUUAUGACUCCUGCCAGGAUUAAUAGUUCGCCACUGUAUCUUUAACACGUUGUGCAGUAGUGGUACAAACUAUCAGGCAGCAACAGGUGGAGAGAGGAGAGCAGGGAGAGGAGCGGGAGGAGCCAGGUGUGUGUUUGUGUGUCUUAAGAAAGAUGCUGUGGUUAUUGGAGACAUUAAUGAGCUAAUGACUGCAAGCAGGCUAUACAAUGACAGACAUUGUCUAGAUUCAUAAUAAGAUAGAUGCCCAAAUCUUGACCGCAUGUUAUAUAAAAGCUUGAAAAGACUACUCUGUAGCUGGUGUGUCAAAAAGAUCAUUUCAAACCCUGGGCUGACACUUAUAUAAAAACAAAAUCCAGGCUUCAUACUGCAAUUAUUCUGAGUUUGAAAUCAUGUUGAAAAAAUAGCCCAACCCUGUUGUUGUCUCUGGUUGAAUCAGCUGUCUGUUUCCCAAUACGCUUGACUGUAUCUUGGGUUUAAAACCCACCUAUUACCUGUUAAAGUAGCUCGAUGGCUCUGUUAGUGCAGGUGAACGUCAGCUGGCAACCACAUACAAACUUUUAUAUUAGUUGGUUUAAACUAGCUGGCCUAAACUUGAUAUAACAUUUAUCUUCCUCAAACGUUAGUCAGACAAAUCUUACAAAUCCAAGGUCUCUCUGAUUCCUCCACUCUCGGCUCUGACUGCUUGUUGUUCUUCAGCUCCAUGCUGAUCAGUUCAGGGCUGUAACAAACGAGCAUAUUGCUGUAUGUAGUUUCAGAAAUUACGUCUUGUUCAUGUGUGAGAUUUUGUCAGUGUGAAAGUUCAAAUCAGUGUAGUAUCUCUGAAUAUGUGUCGACAUGAGCCAGCUGUGUUUCUAUCAGCAGCCUGCAGGUGGCAGUGUUAGAAUAAUGAAAAGUCCAGGAGUUUGCCUGCUGACCUGUUCUCCUACUUGAUCGUCCCUCUCAUCACCAGUUUGUCCUUUCUCACAUUUCUAGCGAUCUGAUCAUGUCUCCCUUUCCUUCAUUCAUCUCUAAUAUUACCGUGAGGUUUUAGAAAUCUCUCCACAGCUCUCUAAGACAGUUAAGCCCGAUGCAUUUUUUCCUUUUUUAACUCUAAACACCAUUAGGUUUGUAUAGCAGUUGUUGGGCAGGAGGAAUGAAAAGAGAAAUGUAGUCCAGUCUGCCAACACUCAGGGCCAGAGAGUUCAUUUAGGUCAGACCGUAUGAGUCACUGCGUGUCCCUGUCUCUGCUCGUUCAGCACGGCUCAGUUCAGCAAAAAGAAGGAAACACCAAUUUGGCAGCGCUACACGGAUUAAAGUGGUAGUGGGCAUUUUUAAUCUGCGACAGACUGUGGCAUUUGUCUGCACUUAAAACUGUCAUCAGUCCUGACCCGUCUAUCGGCCUGUCACCCCGUCAUCAUCCUGUUAGGAGGGGGAAAAAAACUCUGCUGGAGCUUGAAAAUAAAUAAAAUAAAUAAACUAAAUCUCACAGCUGGGGGCUUAGGCUAGCAGAGCCCCCAUUACUGCUGCUCUACCCCCCGGGAAGAGUUUAGUGUCAACAGAGCCUUCUUCUGCAGGAGUGGAGGAGGGUCCCCAUCAGGGACAUUAAAUGACAAGGAGAGUGUAUAAAUAAUGUUAAGAGGAGUUUCGUGAAGGUUCAGACCCGAUACAGCUGAAAUAUAACAGGUCAAGUGCGAAAAACCUCGAUGUAGUCCUUCAAAGAACCUUCUGCUGCAUCAACGUCAAAUGGCUGUUUAACGGCAAUAAACCUUUUAAGCAAAAUGUGAGAAAAUUUACAUUAACGUCAGACCGAAGAUCCAUUUUCAGGCCCAAGAUAUGUUAAAUGAAGGCUGAGGUGACCAAACUUUUUAGAGGGGGUGCCCAGCGGUGGUUUUGGGUACAUUUAGGUCAAGAAAGUCCUUUUAGUGAGCGACUUGAGAUGCAGCGGUGCUCCACUGAACGAUUAAGAAAGUCUUUUGUUCCAGCAGCAGUAAGAUUUUUUAACAGUGUAUGUCAGGGUCUGACUUUGCAGUGCUGCAUAGUUUGUAGACGUAUUAAUUCAUUUUUAUUAGGCUUUUGUUGUAUUUAAUUAUGUCCUUAUCUUUUAUUGUACCACUUUUAAAUCAUGUUUCAUUGGCCUUCACCGUGUUUGUUGUAUAUCUGGUGUUGAGUCUGUGUUUUUUUUCUGAUGUCUCCAUGCUGUUUGUUGUCUGUAUGAGUCGUCUUGUCCUGGUGGUGAAAUAGUUUCCCCCAUGCGGGAUCAAUAAAGUCUACCUUACCUUACUUUAGGGUUUACCCCAAAUUUGAUAGGGUUAUUUUCACAAAUCACUUUAACUUCCAACUUCUCAUUUGUGAGACAAGGGAGACUCUGUGAGGACUGGGAUGCUUAGGAUUCAGGGUGGCCAAUCGGAAAUUAGGUAGAGAUGCUCCUAUCCAUUUUUUUCCGAUCCAAUAUGAUAUCGAUACCUGAUACCCGAUACCCGAUACGAUACAAUACUUCUGUUGGAUUAAUGAACUUUAUACCUUGCCCUGUGAGUGAAGACAUCAGGCUUGACAUUGGUCUUGUUAAAAAAAGGUAAUAAAUUAACACAGAUAUAAAUUUACUGCGCAGGUAUUGCAAGUGGCCAUCAAGCUUGUAGGCUGAGAUAUUGUGAUAAAGUUCAAGACAGCAGACCCCUUUGCUCGCUCCACUUUGAAAACAAUGUGGGCAUCUGCUCAGCGUGUUUACUUGUGGAUGCCACUCAUGGCGCAUAGCAUAGAGUGAGACUGAAUAGAUAGGCCCCUAUGCAUCAGGCUCUUAGUCACGAUACCCGAUCUAGAAUUUUCUACAGUAUCGGGACACAUUAGGGUCACCUCUAACACUCCCUAGAUCAGUCUCUGAUUUUUAGGGCGAAAGUGCAAUUGACAUUGACAGUAAGAAUAGCUCUUCAGACACUGAGAUUCAGCAGAACCCUGAACCCUGAACACAGGGUUGCUGCUACAUCUGAAGCCAAAUCAGAGACAGAACAGCUUUAGCUCACCAUAACGCCUCUUUGCGUUACACAUUGCAGAAUGGAUCCACAGUAUGGUGAUGCUGUUUUACCUCUGUUCCGUCUUCCUUACUACCUCCAGUGCAAGAAAUUUGACCCACAUUACAUCUCCUUGAGUUUUUAAUUUUAUUUUUUUUCCUGCUUUUGCGCUGUCACAGAAACAUUUCUGUGGAGGAUUUCUGUCACACUGAGCAAUGACUCAUUAGACCAGGCGCUAAAAUCCACGUCACUGACAGAGCCUCUUCUUUGUUGAAAGUUUGAAACAGCCUGUGAUUGGCUGGAAGACUCAUUAAGGCAUUAGGCAUGACUCAGCAGACAGCUGAAAAGCUAUGAAACGUCUGUAUUUUCAGUUACAUGCACAGGUGUCAAAUUUGAGGUAUUGAUUGUAUUUGUGUUAAUUAUAAGGAUUUUCUAAAGGGACAAGUUAAUGGCCUCAGAGUAAACAUUGUGCCAACAGUACGAGUACGAGGGGACAUACCCUGUUUGCCUCUGCACACACAGAAAAAGAGCAUGUGCUUAAUCAACAGAGGAGUUUCCCAGGAAAUAAAAAAAGUCUGUGUGGAUUAAAUCCUUGGAGCUGAACAUUAGAGAAGUGCAGAGUUCAGCUCUUACAGAAAAAAAGGCAAAUCAUUAUCUUCCAGAGAGAGAGAGAAGAGGGGAAGAAUCAGAGGUUGAAGGCGGCGGGCUGUGAUAGUGAGGAAGAAAAGGCGUCACAUAGCGAGGAAGACAGACUGAUAAAAGAACAGAGCCAUCGGUGGAGGGAGAGAGAAAGGGCCCCACAAAUUGGCAAAGAGAAGUCAGGGUCUCUCUCUGCUUUGCAUUUCAUUUACAUGGCUGGCCGUAUCGACCAAUCGGAUUGGGAGCGGAGCCCGUGGCUUAGGAAGGCGAAUAAAGACUCCAAAUGCCUUCACUGCUCUCAUCCCUCUCUCUCAUAAUACCCUGUCUGCCCUUCUUUUCUCUCGCUCCCUCUCUUUUCUCUCCGCACUGUCAUAAUACCCUUUCUCUCCCCAUUCUCCGCUCCCUGGCGUGGCGCUAUAAGUAGACCCUGUCCGAUGUGAUAGUGGGAUGAGGAGAGAGGAAGAGGAGGGUGUGUAGGGCGUGUGUGUGUGUGAGUGUGUGCUGGGAGGAAUUUUUCUGCCACCCACUAAAGGUGAAAGGAGGAAAAAGAUUUGCGAGUUUGUGUGUAGACGCGUAAAUUUUCAAUGUAGACACUUUUCAUCCCAUGUUUUUGUUGUUUCGAGCGUGCUCACCUACAAAGUGACACAUUUUAACUGGACAAAUCCAUCCCUCUGAGCACACAAGCGCAGACACACACACUUAAAGACAUAAAACAUGCUAAUGACUGUGUAAGUGAUCCAUAAUAAAUGCUAAUAACGCUGUUAAACAUAAGUACAACUGAUAGCUAUCAUUUGACUUAUUUGAUGUUCAGUCUGGGGCUCAUUUCCUCAGUUAAAUAUUAAUGAACACACACACACUCACACACACACAUACACACUCACACGCGAUGACACACUUCCCCUCAAAUUAAUUUGAAUAAUGGCGUGUAGACAGACACAUUAGAGGAACCCAUGAAUGACCCCCGGGCAAUUCUCACAGGAGACAUGCAACCACUUAACACAUAUACGCACAUACACACACUCAGGCACACACGCUCCAACCUCGCGGACGUAAUUUUGUGCCGUUUUACCAGUCUAUUAGUUUACCCUCCAUCCAUAUGAGAGAGGCCUCCAUCUGUGUGGCAAAUGGAAGAGGAGGAGGACUUACUCACUUCAUAGAUAAUAACUGUAACCACCAUAUUAGUGCUGCGUAUUCAGAUGUCCUCUUUGUACAGCAGAGGUUUUAUUGUGUUCAAUGUUCAAUGCACAUGGCUGUGUUGCAUUGAACAGGUGGUGAUGUAAACAGUAGGGAGUUCUAGUGCAAAAGAUAGAAAAAAGGUAAUUCUGUAACAGCAGCAGAGUUGUAGUGACAGAUUGGUUUUGGGUGUGUCUAAAAAGAGGAUCAGAGGCAAGUGUUUUGGGGGGCAGAUGUGGAAGAGAGGGGAGAGAGUUCAGCUUUUAACAGUCAAGUGGAAGCUGGUAGAGCAGGGCUCGAGGCUCCGGUACCUUCUCCCAGAAGGCAGGAGGGUUAGGCCGGUGCUAUCAGUGUCCAAGAGAGGGGAGUGAGACACCAGUGAUCUUCCCAGCUGUGUUCACUAUGCGCUGCAGUGUCUUUCUAUUCUGAGCUUUGCAGCUCCUUAACUACGCAGUGACACAGCUGGUCAGGAUGCUCUGAACGACGCUUUAGUGAGAGUUGAACAUGAUAGGUGGAGGGCUCUUGCUGACUAAUGGCUACUUCAUCAAAUCUGGACAUUCUAGUUAGUGUCAGAAAACGUUGUUACUCGUUUUUCUAGACUUGCUGGUUGCUUUUGCUUUUAAGGUAUGAAAAGAGGUAAAGCUAAGAAAAUACAAGUUUAAGGAAACGUGUACAGAGUGAAGAUAUGCAAAAAACCUUUUUAACUCUGCAUCAGCCCCUCCUGUAUCAUUUGUUCUGUAAUGCAAUAGUGUUAUUUUUGGAUUAUAACUAUGAAAUUUGAUUAUUAAAAGUGUGCGGCUGCCCUGCAAGUAGAUUUGUUGCCUCAGACUCUUGAUCCAUAUGUAUUGACUGGUGAUAAAUAGACAAUUUUAACCCCCUCAUGCAUUGUAAUACAUCACAUUUAGACACAGGAGAGUAUUUUGUAUGUUGAUGUUAAUCUAAAAGACAUCAGUAAAGCUGCCUAAUUAAGUAGGAUAAAAUGCAGUGCUUAUUUAAUCUUUCUUUAAAAUGCACAGAAGCAGAUUAGCGAAAUAUUGUAGUAAAUCAAAGAACCUUUAUAUCGCUGACAUUAUUACAGGAACAAUCUCCCCAAACUUCUUUUAUACCUCUUUUAACUUCUAUUUAGAUCUUCCAAACUUACACAAACUUAAGAGAGAACCAAACAGCUCAAGUCCAGGCUGCUGAGGACUUGUUGCUUUGCUUAGUGACUCUUCAGUGGCUAAAGUUGUGAAACCAUCUUCAACAUUAAGUUAAAAUGUAAAGUUAAAGUCUCAUUCAGCUUUAUUACUGUAUGAGGAUAGACUGCGGUAACACCUCACUGUCAUUCAUCACCUGCAUUAUCCUCAUUAUCUUUUGCCCUGCCCAAACAAACACACACUCACACACACACACACAGUCUCACACACACACAUGUGGCACCCCUCAUUGCCGUUAAUCAUCAAUAACAAUGCCUUAUUUGUCAGGGAGGAAUGUUUACAAUGGGAUGGCCCCUUGAGGCGUGUCAGCCCCUCCCCCGACACGGCAGUGUGUCAGUGUGCCACCAAUUACCAAGCGCAAACUGAAUGAGGUCAUAACGGGAUGGAGUCAUUAGCAAAACAAACCUGCCGACCCCGAGGGGUAGAGAGAAGUCCACAAAGCGGGUGGCCGAAGAUCUCCUUCUAGAAGUCUGAGAGGUCCCUGAAUGCACCACACUGCUGGUUCAUAUGCAGUUCAUAGUUUGGCUGUACACCAGGAUCUUGGCAUACUUUUACAUCACUUGACUGUAAUUUGUGUGAUAGCUUUAGUUCAAUCACGUCAUUAAAAUGUGUGCAGAUGACACUGAAGCUGUGAAUUACAUCAUGCAUACAAAGCAAGUGUUGCAGAGAUGACGGUUAGAUUUACAUGCAGGCAGCUGAUGGUUACUCUAAAGCCUCAGGAUGAUGUUUGUAAUCCUUUGUUUCAUCACUUGUGGCAUUUUUCAUUCAUGUCCUCUGACUUUAAUGUGACAAAGUAACUCCCUAAAAACAUUGUACGUUCGUAUCGAGAGAGAUGAAACUGCGCUUAAACCCAUCAUCCUCGCUGAGCCAGUUUCAAAGAGAACUUUUCUGUUUUGCUUUGAAAAGUUUAUUUUAUUUGAAAGAACAUUAAAAAGUGGGAAAUGUGUUGAAAGUGUUUUGAGUUAAUUCAUUUAAAGAUGUAUUAAAAUAACAGCUUUUUCUGCUUUGACUUAAACUUUUUAGACUACAAACAGACUUUUACAGCAGUGUUUUCCUUCUCUAUUUUUAAAAACAUUACAGACUGGAUUAUUCAUGUGAUUUUUCCCACCUGUGUUUCUUACAAAGAAUCUUAAGAAUAAAUGUGCAAGAUUUCUAGAUAUUUUUCUUGAAUUUUGAAUCAAGAACUUGAGAUACAGAAUACUGUGAAUUUACAACUCCGAAUUGAGGUUCAGAAUCAGGCUUUGAUUCUCAGAAAUCUGAAUUUGAAGUCAGAAAUCUGAGAUUAAAACCAAAACUUUGACUUUGUACUUAAAACUUUUUACAGUCAUGAUUCUGAUUUGGUUUUAGGAUUGCAAGAUCAAAACAGAAACUCUAUUUUAUUCAGAAUUCUGACUUUAAACUAAACAUUUACAAUUUUAACAAAGAAUUCUUAGGGGGGAAAAACAGAAUUCAGAAACCAAAGUCAGACUUUUGAGAUUAAAAUCAGAUUCCUGACUUUAUGUUUUUUCACCCUGCGUCUUUCCAGUCAGAUAGGAACAAAGAGGUCCUCCUGUAAACAGGAGAUUAAACCCAACAUUAGCAUUAAACAAUAUGAAUACAAUACAUCUCCAGUAAUUGCCCUUCGUAAGUUGAGGAAAUGAUGUUUUUAAAAUGCCUUAAAACAACUAAAUGGAGUUUCCCAAAAUUUACACCUUAGACAGCGUUUUUAAGUACUUGUUUUUGGUAACCUUUGACUUUUUUCAAGUGUCGACAAGAGAUCGAAAUGCAGAGAAAAUCUCUAUCUUAAUAAACACUAUCUGCCUUUUUCUGGAUGUGGAUACGGCCUCAGACUUUUUUUUCCCCCAUAUUACUGAGUUAAAGUAAGAAAUAUGAAAGGAAAUCAGAAUUGUGACUUUCUUUUAUCUCUGAAUUUUGAGGGAAAAACAUCUAAUUUGAAAAUCAUAUUAGACAUUAAAAACACAAACAAAAAAAUUAUGGCACCUGCCCUCUUCCAAAGCUUUCAGAUGGCGUAGUGCCCCCAGUUACCCCUUGCACACAAAUAGGUGGAAUAACCCUUUAAAUAAUCGUCAGAGUCCGAGGUCUUUUGUUCAUAUAACCGUCAAAAAAUACUUAAGUCUAAAAUGUAAUUGUGUUACCAAUUUGUCCUCAGCCAAAGAAAUGACUAACUGUGCGUCACUGAGUCCCUUUACUCACCCCCACUUUAGGUAAAAAGAGACCCACUGAGUCAAACUGAAGUGGACCCCUUUGUUACGAUUUAGACCAUGUGCCCUUUAAUUACCUACAAAUAAGGUUUUAAUGUUGAUUUACUUCUUGUGUUUGUAAAGUUGUCUUUCUUUUUAAUGGUGGUGUUCUGUUUCAGGGAUCUCUGUCUCUGUGACGUAGCCUGUUGAUUCCUCUGUUUUGACGUCACAGUGUUUUCAUAGUUGGAAAGUAGGACACUGUUUUGUGCUCAUACUGGGGCAGGCAUGGCAAAACACCCACCCCCCUUAUGCACACAUGUACAUACAGGACAACACACAAACCCACUCAAACCUUAAAAAUACGUGUAAAAACAAGUCCCACGAAAAACUCACGGUUUCAAAUCUCCCUGUCAGCGUCUGAACGCAUCAGUCAGCAUAAACAUCAAUAUCAUCAGGCAUGUCACACACCACCUCCAGAGUCAUUAUCCCCCCAAACCAAUAAAAUAUUGAAGAUGCUCAAAGCGAUUAGCAGUGAGUCUGUCCGGUGUGUGUGUAUCCUUUGUUGGCCGAGGGCAUAUUUGUGUUUGUGUAUCUCCAUUGUGACGCGUGUAAUCCGCAUGCUCUCUAAUCCCAGAGCAGGUGGCCAGGCGUGUGGCGGCUGUGGGGGUGCAGCGAGGGCACACUCCUCCUGCUCCCCUAAACAUACACACACACACACACGCACACUCUCUGACACGCUCGUACACAUAUGAUUGAUCCACAAACCCAGAAACACGUCAAUGCUCACUACACAAUCUGUUUGCUUCAGAGGAAACACAAAGAGGUACACACCUGCGCGUAUUCACACACACACACGCACAUCUCAAGUGAACAAAAUCCGGCCCUGCUCCAUGACGUGUAGCAGGAGGAAGAUCGCUGCAAGUUAACGCACGUGCUCGUGUUCCCAGCCCUCCCCUUCCCUGGCUGCCUCCCCCCUCAGCGUGUGUCCGCAGCAGACACGCUCGCGUCCAGGAGCUCAGCGCUGCCAUUAACAGGUGGGCAGAGAGGAGGCGGGGCGGGCAGCGAGGGGCAUCUGUCAACAAAUUCUGCAUCCUUCCGUCCCCACUGUACACCUCUCCAUCUGCCCCGUAAAGAGGCGAAGAGAGGAAGAGGAAGGUCAUGAAUGCGAAGAAACGACAUUAUCAGGCCUCACUCGUGUACUUCACCUGCUCAGCAUCUAAAGUCACGUGCUUUUUGACUUUUGCUGCAGUAAGAAUUGACAUGAAGGGGAGAUUUACGUUGCGUAAUACUCCGAGCACUGUACGGCCAAAAGGAGGCCCCUUGACCUUUGACAUCAGUAUUGUAACAUUAGCACUGGAACUGUUUGGCAGUUAAAGCUGCUGCGUGUCUACAAGUGGUCCAAUUAUUGAGCUGAUGGCGCAGAUGUGACCUUAUUCCUGAGGUGUUAUAUAACUGAUUAUAUAUUGAAAAUGCGUCAAUACUUUACAGAAGACACAUUAUGUGCUGCAUUAUAUUUAUUAUAGAUGUGUGUGAAUUGUAAAAUGUGUUUAGGGGAGGGCUUGAAGCAGAAAAAAAUCCUCUGCCUGAAAAUUUCUUAUGUAGGGGUGGUAGACACUAUAUGACAGUGGUGCUAUUGAUUAAUAUUGGAAGAUAUUAAUGAUUCAUAACAAUACAAAUUCACCAAAAUUAUAAAAAGGCACAUUUUCCUAAAACAGCUGUUGUAUUAUGAAGAGACCCUUGGUGUGUGUGGUGAUUUGGGGUCUCUACUGUAUAACAGCGGAGCGAUUGAUUUUUGUUUGCAGCAUUUGCUCUUGUAUCGUAAUUUGCAGACGAUCCCUGCGCACUCGCCCGGCUACCGGCUGCGCAUGGAGAUCAGUAUUAUUCAUCCAGCUCAAAGACCGGCUUGUUAUUGUUAAACAAGUCAGUUUUUGAUUCUUGUAGCUAGUAGUCUGUGCUAUUACGACAUGAAAGAGGCAUCAUUUGUGUUUAGACAACAUUUUGUCUCAGAGUUAUUGAUCCCGGAAGUCAGAAUCUGUGAAUAUCUUUCCAACUUUACCGAACUUUUACCCACUGCUGCCAUUUAUAAGCUUUCCGGCGUGCGACACACAAAAACAAGCACCUGGCUCUUUCAGUUUUCGGCACCAGCUACCGUGAGGCUUUCCAUCUUUUCCAGGCUCUUCUGUUCAAGCCCAGCUUCCAAUAUCGCCAUUUCUUCUUCUGGAUCGAAGUACCUGGCAUCCAUCAUUUGAAAUUUACAGUUCGCCGCUCGCUGAUGCGUCUUUUUCUUCUUCUGCUUCUUCUUCUCCGGCAGGAUGUACGCUAUCCAGUGUAAUGCUGUCCUCUACCGGUCAUAUUCAGAUCUAGCUAACCACAUUUUUUAAAUUUUUUAUUUUUUUUUUACAUGAUUUAGAAAAAAAAAAAUCCUGAGCCGGAUGUCCGCCAUCGUGCCGAAGGUCUUCAAGCCAAGCCAAGUCAGCAAAUGUUUUUUCAUGUAAAUACCGCGGUGAAGUUAGUUUCAGGUUGUAUAUCCUACGGACAUUCACUGCGGUUGUGCCGGUAUCGUCACACUCUCCCUAACCAGGAAUAGCAACGGUUGAUGAAUCUACUCGGCAUCCUCGCUGUCAAUGUUGGGUGUUGAAUAAGGGACCAUCGGUAAAUUACCAGUUCAUUUUCCCGAAAAAGGCUAUUUACCUUCAAUAGUUUCCAUGUCACGACCAAUUGACCUAAAAUUGAUUUCAAAUAAUAGUACUUAAGUCGACCAAUAAGACACACAGUAUUUAAUCAGUUUUUAUUGUGCCCCUAAAGUUUUGUUUUGUGCUCCUUACUUUUUCAGCUUAGGAGGAGCACAUGUGAAAAAAGUUGGUGUCAAGCCCUGUUAGUCUAAGUAAAGUUUUGAACCAUCAGGACUUUUAUUUUCACCCUUACAGAGAAUGUGCGCAGGAUUUAUUUUGGACUCACCGUUAGAUUUAUCAGCGUGUUUAUGUGGUCUAACUGGGAAUACUCUGAGUACUCCAGGUGUGUUUUUCCUCCAGUGUUUACACAUUUGUCUCCGCAGCUUCCUCGACAAAGCUCGACUCAAACAUCUGUGUUCGUCAAAUGCUUUCAGCCUCAGCUUAAGGUUGUAAAUUUGACCAUUAAAUGCAUGUAAUCUGUUAUUACUGCAUCUCCCUGUUGCUCAUCUAAGGAGAUUUAUGAAUUUCCUGCUAAUGGUCUGUUCUUAUGAGAGCAGGAGUGCUUUGUUGGCUGGGUGUCCACUGUGGAUUUAAUCCAAGGUCAGGAGGUCCUGAGGCUAAAUGGAUGCUUAAAAAAAAAGAAAGAAAGAAACAUUAACUAGGCAUUAACUUUGUGUAAAAUUCCCUCUCUUUAAUUCUCUGAUGGUAAUUCAUUUUUUUACAUAUGCCGGAUUUUCUUUAAACCUGUAAUCAGCUUUCUGCUUUAUGUCUGUGCGUAUGUGCGGUGCGUUUUAAUGUUGUUGUGUUUCCUACAAUGACAAUAUUUUAAUAUUAUGAGUGAUUUAGCUCACUUGUGUAACUGCAGCUCGGUGAUCCCACACAAAGCUCAUAUCCCGGCCCCAUUCGGUGGUUGUGUAAUUUUGUUUUUAAAUCAGUGUUUGCAUACAUUUAGAGGCUCAGUUCUUAAAAAUCUGUUUAUCCUAAUAACAGUUUUGUAAGAAGAGGUUUUUGUGCAGAUAUAAAUCUUAUAUUUAUCCAUAAUUUUUAAAUUAGACUUUUGAUUUAAAUUGAAAUCAGAGGCAGAUGUCCAUAUUACAGUAACGUCAAAUCAGCCAAGCGAUUAAUCAGUCGAUCUGUACUGUGUUGCACAUAAUUUUGAUCUCUGACAGCGUAAUCAUUUUAAAGUCUUUAUGGCUUUUCUCCAUAUAGGAUUGUUGUUUGUUCGGCGGAGCGUGUUCCUCCUUGUAAGAAAAUUAAAAUCCUGUACACAGAGUGCCAUGAACAGGAUACUAAAAUAGCGUUGACAGAUGGUAGAGGCGACUGUUCAUGUUGGAGAAGCAUUCAGGAGGUCAGGUGUGUGAAAAUAACGAGUGCCAUAAACACAUCAUACUGCCAGAAGUUGCUGAGGACCAGUUGUACUUAAACUAAACUGAACACAAUCAGGUCACCUGCAUACUUCAGAUGAUUCAUUAGGCUAUUUUAAAGGGAUAUUCCAGUGUAAAAUUAAUUUAGGGACAAACACACCAAAACAUCGGGUUAGACACCCCCACAAGAGAUGAAUGUUGCCGACCGCUUGCUUCUUAAUAACGACCGCACAAUAGCAAUACACAGCUGUCUGAGGAGCCAUAAACAAACCUCAACCAAAACGCCACUCUAUAGCCACAAAUAAUGCUCAGAACAGCACCUAACUUCAACAACAGUACAUAAAGGGUCACAGCCACAGUACUAGCCACCAAACAUCUUUUUAGCUUUGCCUAAUUUCUUUAGCAAAGAGACUAAACACAACUCACCUACUCCCUUCCAGCAGCGCUUGUUUGUAGCGAGACCUCAGGCCAGUCCAUUGACUACAGCGGGGUGACGCAGCUUAAGGAAGAACAUUUAUGAUCAUUUUUUUGUCAUUUCCUUGAAGUAAUAAUCAUCAUAUUCAUCUUCUUGCACUGCAGACACGGUAGUUCUUCUGCUUUAGCGUCUCAGUCUGAUUACAUUUCCAUGAAGAAAUGAUCAUAAAUGUUCUGGAGGGGUUGUCUAACUCUGUUACUGUGGGUUUGCCCCAAACUUAAUUUUACGCCAGAAUAUCCCUUUAAUGAUGCACUCAGUAAUAUAGGCUUUCAGAAGCAAAGACAAGUCAUCCAUAUGUACUGUUUAGAUUAAACUGGAACUGGAGAACAAAGUUCCCCCUUGUUUGACAGGAUUAUUUUACCUGUAUAGUCAGGUGGGCGUACCUCUAAGCCAAAAUACAAAGCUUAUCAAACAGCUUUCCAUAAUUUACUCAGUCAGAAGUUUAAAAAAGCAUCAAUAAAAAUCAAAUCUACUGAGUUUUAUGUUGUCCACUCAGAGGCGCCAAAACAGACACAAACAAAAAGUUACUCACUGGAGCUUUAACCAGUUUAUCAGUAAAGGAGGAAAUUAAAUUUAAAACUCUGAUUGUGUUUAUUCUUUUUAGAUUAUUUCAGCGUUGUACAUAAAAUAUGAAAUUACCCAUAAUUUGAAUAUGGAGCAGGGAUUAAAACUACAACCUUACUGCAACAAUCUCAGAUGGACUCGUAAAGCUGUAGGUCCCUUUACAGGAUCCACUUCACCCUCAAGUGUUUAGACUUUUUUUGUACUGUCACUACAGUCAAGAUCAUCCUACAACAGCUCUAGUUUUCUCUAAAACACAAACAGUGAUAUUUACCGUUGAAACAGCUCAGAGGACAGAGUCAGCGUUCACAUCAACAAAUCAUCCCAGUUCACUUGUUCAAGGGACGAAUCCAAAUCAUGAAAUAGGGUGAAUUUUCAAAUGAUUUUACAGGUUCUAGCAGCUUAAAUUUCUACAUGUUUAGGUUUCAUCUUUAGCCUCAGUUUAAAAGAGAGGUAAACUGUAACAUAAGGAGAAGAUGCACUACUUUUCUUUUUGUAUCCGUCUGUCAAAUUUCACUUUUUUUUAUCUGUAAGCACAACCAAGAAAUGAGCACAAGUUUGGCCGAACCUGCUUCAAAGUAAACCCUCACAGCCGAGUGCUUGGAGUCGUUAGAGGAACAUUUUUUGUUGCUUUGAGUCCUAUUAAAACAUCACAUGCUGACAUUUAACGUGAACAUCUGAUCGAAUUGAGCUUAAUCUCAUCAGAUUGUGUAAUCCAACAGAUAAAAUCACUCCAGUGGCUUAACACAGAUAGAGUGGGUCACAAAGAGUUAAGGCUGUACUUUUAACCAUUUAACAUAUUCCUCAACCGCCAGUCUGAUGCGAGUACAGGAACACUAUUGUUUCUGUCGCUUAAAUGAGAUUCCUGGACUGUUGUUGUUGUUGUUGUCGAAGAUGAAUUAUGUAUGUGUUUCUGUGUUGAUAUGUGAUAGACAUGGCUCUCUGGGGGAAUGUAGGACACGCACUUAUGCAUAACAAUAGUCUUCAGUUAUAUUCUCACCGGCAAAUUGGCCGUUUAUUUCCCAUGUUCUCCUCGUCUUUAUAAGAAGUUGAUUUUUUUGUGUGCGUGUUAUAUCUAGAAAUCAGCUCCAUGUCGUCCCUCUUUACCGAAGAGCCGUUACUCUGCAUUCAUGUGGUCGCCCCAGAACUUUCACUAAAUCCCCUUUCAUAGAGGACAAAGUCAGACGCCUGUCAGUGACACUGCACAGCUGAUGGCACAGCCUGUUUAAAUGAGUCGUGAUAGAUGACAUAUUAGAUCUUUAUGAUUUAUGGCGGGUCUCUCUUGCCUUCUGAUUAUUAUGGACACAUUGAUUUCUAAUAUUCUGGUUGAAUCAGCCUGUCUAAAAAAAAAAACUUAGAUGUCUAUUAAUUGCUUUAAAUCAAAUAUUUUCACGUGAAUAAGUUUGAUUUGGGUGCAAAACAUGUUAGAAAUUUCAACAAAAUUUGACAUAAUUCAGUAACAGUAUCGCUACUUUUACCAGCACUUCUGCUUUUAUGGACAAAAUAUCAUAUGAAUAACUCAAAAUGUCAUAAUUUGCCCAUUUUGCAGCAAACCUAAACAAGCUUUUUGGCAUGUUAAGCCUAAUUUAUUGUAUCUACUUAUAUAGUCUUCUCAUAUUGUGUCUUUUUUAACCUUUUACAUCAUUGGUUUAAUUUCUCAAAAUGUUCAGUAUUUUAAAUUGUGUUUUUUAAAUUUUAUUUUCUUCUUUUUCUUUGUAAGGCGUCUUUGAGGACCUGUAAAAACGCGUAUUGAGGAAGCAAAACACAUCAAAAUCAGAGAGUGAUUGUGUUGUUUAACAAAAGUAGUUAAUUAGAGAAAUUGAAAACUUGAAAUUAAUGUCAUGUCCGUUAAAGUAGCUUAGCUAUAACCUAUUAUUUUAGAUAUCAGGAUAAAUCUUGAGAUGCAUUUAAAGAUUCACAAACUUUGACAACUUGAAUAUAUUUUAAUUUUGUAGUUUUUUUAUGAUUAAGAGGAGAUAUUAGUUUAGUCUAGAUCUGGACACAGUUUGGGUUUUGGCUGAAACCAAUAAACAAGGCUGAUGUGAACUCUGUCACAUUUGCAUUUUAGGAUUUAGCCCACCGUGUCUUGAUUUGAUGAAUAGUCAGGUGUGUUAUAGACUCGUGGACAUGGGGUCGCACCUCGUAUCCCCUCUCCCUUCGGACGCGGUGAAGUGCUGCUGCCUCUCGGGGAAAGCCUGCCUGGAGGGCGCCGCUUUACUGAUCGUGUUUAGCACAGACUUUGGUGAUCUCGGUCAAGAAAAAGCUUCCGAGGCAUUUUUCUUUUUUUAUUGUUUAACAUCCUCAAAUGCGACGAGAGGAUUAAUGAAGCGCGUCUGCUGGACCCAUAUGUUCCCUUUUAGUGCUGCUGGUGCUUAAUUAAACCGGAAUAAGGGGGAAACUCUGGUUGUUCUGCUGCAGGGGCUUAUACUGAACCUGUUGAAGUUUUAGAAAUCACAUGGAGAAAAUACCUCUUAUUUGGAGGACUGCAUGAGAAAAUAAGAGAAGUUUUUUUUUUUUUUAAUUUACACAGACUCAGACUGAUAGGGUCAACUUUGGAGAAAGUCUGUGCGUAAAUGUUGCGCGUAAAUUCGACAGUUGGAUUAAGACAUUGAUGGAAAUAUUGGAUUUAUAUUUAAAUUAUUUCAGAUUACACACUUGAUUGUUUGUCUCUUGAUGGACUAAUUCGUAAUUAAACGAACAGCACGAGCCCUCCUCUUCUUUCUCUCUUUUGGAAACGGUGCGUAAUCCCUGCAACAGAUACUUAUUUUUACUUUUAUUUCAAAAACUAAGUCUUUGAUUAGAGUUAUUUUAAUUUGACCAGGAAUGAUGAUUAAUUCUAGCUUUUAGAAAAUAGAAAGUGCAGCAUUAGAAAGUAUAAUUUCAGGUAUUUCCUCGGACUCUUGGAGCUCAUUUCUCUGCUCCCCCGUGUGAACAGAGCUGCGGUGCGCCUUCAACCGGGGGCAGCCGUCAAUAAAAAUGUUGGAUUAUCCUCUUUAAGGGCCUGGAUUAACAGAACCCCAGCAUAACUCACAUUCCUCAUAGCCUGGACGAAAAUCGUGGACGAUACAAUAGAGGAAAUAAUCAGGUUAUUUUGGAGAGUGAAGUGGAUGAACUUGGCAGAAAAGCUUCUGACAUUUUGUGUGAAGACAGUGAAACAAAAAGGAGAAUUUGAGUGAUUUACAAAUACAGUCACAGCAUUGUAUCAUGAAGUGGUUUUUAUUGUCAUUUAGUGUUUUGGCCUUCUCACAGCACAUUACAGCUCAAAUGAACCUUAUCUGAAAUCAUCCUGCACUCCCUAUUUCAAUUAACUAACGUGUCUGUUAUAUUAUUCCUCAUUUAACACUCGAGACAUGGAAGUAAUAAUAAGUCUAUCAAAUUCACAGCUGGGUUUGUGGCAAACUUGCAUACAAAGAAUUGUAAAAGAAAAGAAGAAAUCUAACACGUUGGGAAAGGACAUUUGAGCACACACACACAGACACACAGACAGACAGACUGAUUGUCUCUUAUUACUAAUAUUUCUCAUAAAUUAAUAGUGCAUCCAGGUUCGUUUCAGAGCUCCUCACAUUCACACACGCACACACACACUCAUGCUUUGAUCAAAGGGGCCCUUCAUCGUGCCAACAAAAUCAAAAAAGACAAGAGAGAGAGAGUGAGAGAGAGUGAGAGGGGAGUCUUUAAGGAGCUUAGAGAAGAGAACCUGACCUACUCCUCAAACUCAACCCAACUUCGACUCUUUUGAUCCUUUUUUCUCCUUUUGGUGCGCACAUUUGUUCCGUGUCCUUGAUCAAAGUUGGGGAGAAACCAUGUCUGAAUGUUCAAUAAAUUAACCCAACAAGUGGGACCUGCAGUCCUUGGAGGUAGGAGUUGGGGCCUCUGAUUUGAGCUCCCAACUUUUAGGGUUUGAAUUCGCCUGUAAAAGUCUGUAUUUUUGUGGAGAUUGUCCCUUUAAUUUUUUCCCCCUUUUCACAAGACUUGGAACUUCCACGCUGACUGGUCUUUGUAAUCCAAACAGUCUGCGUUGAAAUUAAGCUUCCACGAUGAUGUCUGGUCCUUAUAGUCUAAGCAGUCCGCAGCUCCAGUGAAGCCUAGACCCGUCGCUCCGUACGCCGACGAGGAGAGCGAGGACGCCGGGCUCAGAUGGCUGGACACCCCGCUGCCGCCCAUGGGGCUCAUGGCGGAGCCCGCGGCGGAGAGCUGGUGGUGCAUCGGCGAGAGGUAGGAGCCGCAGUCCAUCCCGGUGAAGUAGGACGAGGAGCCGGUGUAUCCCUGGUUGUAGCCGGACGCCUGCGUGUAGGUCAUGGGGUAGGAGCGCUGCAUGCACGAGGAGGAGGAGGUGGACAGAGGGUCCGACAGAGGGGAGAUGGAGGCCGGGCUCCAGAUAGAUACCGGCGCCGCGCUGCUGCUGCCGCCGCUGCUGCUGCUGCUCACAGCCGGGAUUGAGGUGCUGGAGGGCGGCGUGAACUGACCGCUGGCCCCGCUCUCUGAGCUGCCCUCUCGGACCGGAGAGCAUUUCUUCUUCACGGGUUUACUGACCACUUUGUUCUGCACUCCCGUUUGGGUUUGCUGAGCCUGCUGUCGGUGUUUGGCUCUUCGGUUUUUGAACCAAACCUGAGAAAGGAAAACAAAACCUUUUAAUUCCCAGAGUUGCGAGUCAUCGAUCACAAAAUCUACAUAUCAGACAAUUGGGGAUCAUCAUGGUCAUUUCUUUCUGCAUCACAUUCCUUGAAAGUAACUUAUUUUGAAAAUGGAAAAAAAGGUUUUUAAAGGGUUCAGUUUAGCAACUCUCAGUUCUCUCAAAGAGGACACUUGGGAUAUCCCUCCUUUCAUAAACAUUUGACCACUUAUUGAUUUAUUACAUAAUUUUCCCUUUUUUUGACUCACUUGCACUCGGGAUUCAGGCAGGUUGAUCUUUAAGGCCACCUCCUCUCUCAUGAAGAUGUCAGGGUACCGGGUCUUUCCGAACAGGUUCUCCAACACGUCGAGCUGAGCCCGCGUGAAGGUCGUCCUCUCUCUCCUCUGUUUGCGUGGGGUCGCUGGUUAAAAAAAAAAAAAAAAGAGAUACGAGAUGUUAUGGAGUUACGCGCACCAAAGCAAACCUCUCAAACUUGGUCAUCGAGAUAUGAUCCAAAUUAUAAUCUAGUGUUUUUUUAGGCCUCAUCUUAAUUUUUUUUUAAAGUCUGAAGUUUCUUUUUAACUUUUUUUUUAAUUUCCUGACGAGGAAAGAAAUAUUAAGUCACCCUUGAGCAAGCAACACAUUUCCGGUAAUCUAAAAUGCAGAUUAUAUCAUGUAGUAAUACUUCUUUAGGACACUAAUAAACCUCUUUGUGUUUAUUAUUACCUUGAUAUCCCACUGAAGGAUGCAGCAGGUCCACUCCUGAGGCCGAUAAGCUCAGUCCGUUCACUGUGUACGGCGGCUGUUUCAGAUAGGACAUCAUGCUGGCGGCCGGAUCAGAAAACGCCAAGAAGAAGAAAAAUGUCGAAAAGAUCUUUUUUUUUUAAAUCCUCUUGCGUCUCUAUUCGGUGUUUCACUCCGUCCGGGUCAACCUGAAGCAGGACAUAAAACAGGAAGCUCGUUUACUUUCGUCUGGAUUUUUACGCGCAGCCUUUUACGCACCGCGGAGACUUUGGAGAAGUGGGCGUCCACGGACUCGCAGGGGCUCUUAAAGCCGAGUGGAGACCCCCAGCUGUCCCUGCUGGACUGAGGAUGCUCUGUCUGGCUGACAGGCGUUUACGCCACCACCACCCCCCACCUCCUCAACACCACCACAACACACACUAACUGCUACUAUAACCCCGCCCCUCACCACUACCGCCCCUCCCCAAACACACUCAUCUCCGAGUAGCACCAAAACAAAACAUUGUCGUUAAAAUGCGCACACUCGUGGGCCCCAACCGGGCUCUCAAUUAGCAUAUACCCACAGGUUAGGCGAAGCUAAAUAGACAGCUGAUUGGGGGGCCAUUUGCAGAAACAAAGCCCACUGUUGACCGAUAAGUAAUGCUGAUAACAAAAGAGUUUAGGGCGCAAACAAAGAGGCCAACACUGCAAACUGAGCGCGCAUUCACAUACAACUCAGCAUCUUCAUUUCUAUAACUGCAGGCUAUUGUCUGUUUCCACUAAAACCCUUGUACAUUUAAAUGUAACGAAAUUAAAAUGUAAAGGAAAACUUCAGCAAAUCACUAAAGUUUGGACAUAUUAGUAACACUCCUCAGGGUGAUGGUUCCCCCUCCCUAUACCCCUCCUCUCUUAAUGAAUGGCUCCCGGUAAUUAGAUUUGGAAGGUGAGACUAUCGAGAAGUGUUGAUUAGAGAGGAAAACACUUCAUCUUAAUCCAAACAAACAAGGAGAUGGACCACUACAGAAACCUGCAUCUGUUUAAAAUGAAAAUAAAGUCGAGUUAUGUGUCAUAUUUUACCCCAGAAUUUGUGAUUUGGAGAGGGAAAAAUAAAAAAAUUGUAACAUUAUCAGCAUCCAUAAAGAGACACUGAAAAUAAAGAAAUAAAGAUGUAAAAAUAGCCAUUAAUGGAUAAUUUGUGAGACAUGACAUUUUUCAGGAAUAUCACUAAUUUAAAAAAAAAAUCAUUUAAUUUUCUUAAGGCUCCUAGACUUGAAAAAAAAUGCCCUAUAAAAUUUUACAUUUGUAUUUUUUCAUAUCAGGCCCUGAAGUCAACAAAAGACAAAGUAGGCCACUGAAUUUUCGCAAAAUAAAUCGAUGUAAAGUCCACAAAUGUACGUCUUUUUAACACGAGCUAAUUAAAGAGUGUGUACCAUAUGCUGCUGUCUGAGGCCUCUAACGUCUUCAGUGACACCUACCUGUAGCAUAAAGUUCCCAGGACCCCGGGGUGCUCCCCUCACUCUGCUCCUUAUCCAGCCAAUAACGGCCACUCCUCAACCCUCAAGCUGUCCCUUAUUUCACCCCGGAGCGACCGGUUGCUCCACAUCCGUUCAAUAAUAAUAAUGAUGAUGAUGAUGAUGAUUAUUAAACCCCCCUCACAUGAAGCCAUUAAUUAUUAUCGGCUAAUACAAGAGAUUUUUUUUUCUUUCUCCUGCGCUCUGUGUAAGAAAUUAACGAGAUAAUCCGGACGGCACGCGCUGGCCUGAUUACAGGACGCCAGCCACGACUCCGCAUUCAGGCCUCCGCAAUUUUCUGCGUCACGAAAAUAAAACAAAGCCUGGCAUUGUGUUUAUCAGACCAGCUGACUGCCAGACAACCAGCAACAACACCCCCCUUCACCCCCAACACACGCGCGCACACACAUCCAUAUAUACAGACCAACCAACCCUGACACUCACUUUCCCAAAGUGACCCAAAUUUAAAAAACCGCAAUCAUCAUAUAAAUAACCAACAUUUCUUAUUUUAUAAUUUUAAUUAUGUUGUGUUUUGAUUUUAAGGACAGUUUUUUUGCAAAAUUCAGCAGUAAAUGAACACACAAGUUUGUAAAUCGUGCGCAAAUUUGAGUUAUUUCUACGCACAUUUUACGCAAAUAUCCAACAAAAUGGAACAUCUUCGUCAAAUUAUUAAAAUUACGCUUUAUGAUCCAAAGAAAUGUUAUCUUGGUUUUGGUUUGAAACCGAGUGUGCGGUCAAACAGCAGCACUGGUGUUUUAUCUGAAGUUGUGGGCCUCUGUUAAUCGCUUGAAUGCCUCUUUGCUCCAACUCUCAAGCGCAAGGCUGAAAAGUUUCCUCCAAAGCCCGCCUCCUCAAUUACCUCCUGCAGACUCAAUCCAGCUCCAGCACACGCGCAUCUACUGGCUUUCAAAACAAAAAAAUACACAUUUCACCUCCUCACCAACGACCUAGAUAUUAAAAAUGAAUCACUUACUCCCUUUUUUCGACGCUUCUUUCAUUCAAAAAAAACAGUCUCUUUCUUUCCUUUCGUAGUCUGGCUUUCUCCUGUCAAGCUGCAGUGAUUAGUUUCCUCCCGGUAAGCUUGUUGGAUGCGGAUAAAACAGAGAGAUGCUCAGUAUUUAUGGAGGGAGAGUGAGUGAGAGAGGGGCAGAGAGGGAGCAUAAGAGAGGAAUUUUAGCAGCCAAUGGAAAUGAGAGAAAUAUGCAGUACAGAGGUGUGAGAGGAGAGGCAGCACCUAUAGGCCUUCUCCUUGUUCAAGCACCACUUCUUCAUCAUGACAUGAUUAAAUAGUUGGAGCAACUUAUUUAUAAUAUUGUGCCCCAGUUUCUUGGAUGCAAAUAAAGGUGGGAUUAUUGAUUAAAAAGCAGCCAAUCAAAGCCGAGCACCUGCUGAAUGACAGGUCUUUUUGUGUUAUAGUGAAUAACAGGAGAUUUUAAACUACAAUUUGCAAAUUUCAAGUCAAAAGGAGAAAAAAAAUUAACAAAAAAAGCAGCUGAGCCAGCAGAAUCAAAGUUGAAAGUGAAAAUAACUUCUUCUUGGAGAUGUGUCACGGUUUGAUCCUGUGUAACCCUGUAAAGGAGAUUUAAGGGUGGAGGGGAUGAGAGCUUGUGAGGCUGAGCACCCCCACUUUCACUGAUUAAAAAAAAAAAAAAGGAAAAUUCAAACAAACAACCUUACAGCCAAAAGAGAAUGAUUUUUAUUAAUUUUUCUGGAUUAGACCACCUCAGAAUAGUCAAAUAAUCUGUGCUGGAUUAUUUUGUAUAAAGUAUUUGUGUUAGACUUGUUAAACGUCUUUUUCAACAUUAAAUCUUUUUAUAUAAACUGUUUUUUCACUCAGUUCAAAUCUUGGAGUCAUGUAGUAGCUUGAAAUAAUUGGUUAGAGUGAGUUUUAUUAAUUUUUCUGGAUUAAACCACUCCUGCUGGAUUAUUUUAUAUCCAGUAAUUGUGUUCCACUUGUAUCUAAGUCUACGUUCACACUGCAGGUUAUGAUGCACAAUUCAGAUUUUUUGUUCAAUCCGAUCUUUUUGUGCGGUCGUUCACAUUACAGCGACGAAUUCUGCAUUUAAUAUGAACAGAACACGUCCGUGAAGUGACUCACAUGCACACAAAGCACAAAUUGCUUUCCGCGCCUUUUUGUGUUGUCGAAUAGUGGUGACGUUUGUCGCUUAUUGAUGACGUAUACUUCGGCUGAACGCGACCUGAACAUCCACAAUGCAGUCACUUCGGAUACAUAUCCGAUUUAUAUCCACAUACAAAAGAGGCCUGGGUCGGCUUCGAAAAAAUCUGAAUUGCACUGUUCACACUUACAUGAAAAAAUCAGAUAUGUGUCACAUAUGUUUAAAAAAUCAGAAUUGACCUGCAGUGUGAACAUAGACUAAAUGUCUUAAUCCACAUUAAAUCUUUUUAUCUAAACUGUUUUUUUUUUUUACUCAGUUUCAGUCUUGAAGUCAUGCAGUAACCUAAAAUAAUUGGUUAGAGUGAGUUUUAUUAAUUUUUCUAGAUUUGACCACUUCAGAAUAUAAAAAUAAUCUGUGCUGGAUUACUUUAUAAACUGUAUUUGUAUUAGAGGUGUAUCCAAAUGUCUUAAUUUUACAUUGAAUCUUUUUAUUUAAACUGUUUUUUUCUCAAUUUCAAUCUUGGGGUCAUGCAGUAUCCUAAAUUAAUUGGUUAACGCUCCCAAACAAGCAGCAGGUUAGAGGAGUAAUUAGGAGUCUUGAUGCCAGAUGAACAGACUCUGAGGCUUCGGCUGCUGCUUAUUAGACAGAACGAGUUAAAUCAAUACCACCUUACUAACCACUUAUGAUGGGGGGAAAACAAAGUCAGUGCUGCUAAUUAGGAACUAAAAAUUCCUUGCAUACUGAGUGGGUCAUUUUUUUUUUGUUAAUAUUGAGAUGUAAUGUUUGCUAUGAGUGUUGGAGUAAGUGUUAUUUUCCCUCAGAGACGUUUUAAAACAAACAGUCGAACAGAUCCGCUCCCUUGUUGUUCUUGGCUCCCACUGUGCGCUUUCAUCUCUGGCUCUGAUUUAUAAUUCAUCGCAAAAUAUCUGACAGCCCGGGGGAGCGUUUGAGCUAAACGGGCUGCUGGUUGUAAAAAGGUGAAGUCUCUUGUUAAUGUCUGUGGCAAUCUGCCCUCCUCCUGUCUGCGGGCAGAUUGAAGGAGUCACGCUUUCUCCUGCUGCUGCUGCUGCAGGGAGACGAAUUGAAGGCUAAGAAUCGUGGGACUGAGAUAUAACACUCUGUCACUGUGGGUUUGAUAAUACUGGCUGGCAUGAGGAAGAGUGAUGUGCUGCCUCCUCCUCCUCCUCCUCCUCCUCCUGCUGUCUUUUGUUCGCUCCCUGUGCGGUGGCUCUGUGUGGUUGCAGAACAUAAAGGACAAGAAAAAAAAAUGGUUUGAAAUCUUUAAGAGUAAUAAGUUAUCACUUUUAAAUAGGCUGUUAUUUUAUAGUUUUAUAGAUUACCACUAUUUGAAGUUGAAUGUUUGACAUUAUAGGGUGUGAAGCACAAGUUUGCCAAACAUUUGAUUCACUGCACAACAUUUAAAUACUUGCUCAAAUCACAAAAUCAGCUCAAUUUAUUUGCAAUUCAAUACAGGGACAACAUCUGAUUGAAUAUGAUAUACUUAGAGAUGCACUGUGUUAAUUUGAAUUGUCUUUAAAAAAAAACCUUAACUGCUUUACUCAUAGAGGGUUUUAGAUUGAAAACAAUUGUGUAUUUAUUCACAGUCGGAAUGUCAUCUAUCUAUCUAUACAAUACAUUAUUUUCUUUCUUUCUUUCUUUCUUUCUUUUUCUUUUAUCUUCCUUUUUUCUUAUUUCUUUCUUUCUUUCUUUCUUUCUUUCUUUCUUCCUUUUUUCUUUCUUGUUUUUUUCUUUUUUCUUCCUUUCUUCCUUUUUUCUCUCAUUCUUUUUUCUUUCUUCCCUCCUCCCUUUCUUUUUUUCUUCCUUUUUUAUUUCUUCCCUCCUCUCUUUCUUUCUUUUUUCUUUCUUUUUUCUUUCUUUCUCUCUCUCUCUCUAUCUAUCUAUACAAUAUGUUUUUUUUCUUUCUUUUAUCUUUCUCUAUCUACCUAUGUAUACAAUGUAUUCUUUUCUUUCUUUCUUUUUCUAUCUAUCUAUCUAUCUAUCUAUCUAUCUGUCUAUCUAUCUAUACAUAUUAUUUUCUUACUUUCUUUCUUUUUAUACCUUAUUAUCUUAUCUAUUUCUACUCUAUUCUAUCUGGUUUUAUUUCAUCCUCUGUGUUUUUGUUCAUCAGUCCAUCUCAAGGUCAAAUCAAUGUCUUGGCCCAAUCAGCCGACCCCAUCUGUCAUACACACACACACACACACACACACACGCACAGACAAACACACACACACACUCAGAGGACUGUAUGAUUGCUUGCUUUUUACCAUCUGUACGCUCACACUGAUAGAUUUAUUGAUAGGUUUGUUGCGGGAUGCGAUGCAUCUAUUGAUGAUUUAAACAACAAACCGAUUUGGCAUCCUGCAUCUUGAACUACAGUAUCAUCAGAGGAGUCUGUAGGAGCAGCAGACAGCAGGUGUGUCUGUGUUGGAGAAAAACAAAACCACACAUUUAGGCCAUUUUUUAUUCAACGCCAUUAGUUUUUAGAUUUAAUGCUGUUUUUUGCAUUAGAGUUGCAUAACAGUGUCUGACUAAAGUACAGACGGCUCACAGUAUCUUUUUACACAGACACAAACAAUUUCCAUACAUUUAUUUUAUAAUCUGUCUUAAGAAUCCUUCUUUUUCCCCAUAAAUAGUCAUGGCACUUCCUGCAUCAGAAAGUUGCAUAGUAUGCCUUUAAAAAGUAGAUCCUCUUGAGGCUUGAAGACGACGGCGAGAGGACGAGCAAAGAAGUAAGUAGAAAGGUUAUUGUUUAAUUUUGCUUCGUGUGCUUUAUUGUGUUAUUUGGUUAGGCCAUGUUGCACCUGAGUCGAUAUACGCCCCGAAAGACCACCUACGAAAGGAAAAUUGAGUUUGGUGGUUUUACGGUUCGGUUGCUUUACUCACAGAAAUAAGUAUGCAGACCCCUCACUUUUUUUCAUUAUUGGUCCCCGGCAGCUCACUUCCAUUGUGGCUUUUUUAAAUUGUAUCCUUUUAUUUUCCCAGUAAGUAACUUUUUUUCUUUGAAUCGCCAUUUUUUUCAUGUCAUUAACUUCCGUUGCACCGUUUUUUUUUUAUUUGCAGCAGGCUUUGGUUUCUUUUUUUUCAUCGGUGACUCCCAUUGUGGCUUCUUUUUUUUGCAUUCUUUUUAUUUGCAGCAGUGGUGUUGUUCGGCCACCGUACUUUUGCCAUUUCACAACAAAUUACCCCACAGAUACAAAAUUGACACCACCAUUCACCUAUACCCCUCCACUGAUCAACUUCCUUUGCUGUGAACUUCUAGGUGUAGGAUUUUUCUUGUGCGUUUUGUUUGACGCCUACAGACUGAUGACCAUUAAACCGCCUUUGCACCCACUGAUGCCUGCCUCCAUCAUAUCACAUUCAUGCCCUUCAUUGAGAUCCAUCCACCACUUGAGCUUUGCCCAGGGGACGCUUGAAUGUCUUGUCCCUGCUGGUACCUCGUUAACCUCCUGUGGCCUGUGGCUAGUGUUAGCCAAACUGAGAGGCCUCAUACCUGGGUAAUGGUCAGCAGGGACCAGCCCCGGGGAGCCCUGGACCCCCCAUCGAGCAAGGGGAGGGAGGCAGGCGGGACAGAGGAGGGCCAAACAAAAACACAACCUGGCAUCCCCACGGCAAACAGCCCACCUACCGACAGCCGGCAUCUGGGGCACAACACACAGCAACUCUAUUCACAUUCUGAUGACUGCAAAUACUGAGCACACACACACACACACACACACACACACACACACACACACACACACACACACACACACACACACACACACACACACACACAGGUGCAGGAGGCUGGGUUUAUUUCAGUAGAAUAUCAACUUACUCCCUGCAAACCUGCAUCAUAACAACAGGGUUCUUGCUGCAGUUAUUAAAUGUGUUUUAACUAACGUUUUUCUUAACGUUUUGUUAAACUCUGGAGCAUUUUCAAAGUCUGUUUUUAUGCUUUGAACACUCACUUUAACUGUACUUUCAAGGAAACACUGUGCAUGUGGAGAACAAAGCAAGGAAAUUGCCGGAUAGAAAGACUGACAGAAAGAGAUUUAAGGAGAGAGUGACAGAGAGAAAGAGGGAGGAGGAGUGUAAAGUUAAUCCAGUCUGAAUCGUCGGGCUCGGCUGCGGGAGUGACACUGAAAACAGUUUUUCUUUUCUUUUCUUUUCUCUGCAAAUUUGCUCUCCCCUCUCCUCCCUCUCUCUUUGCUUCCUCCCGUGCCUCUCGCUAUUUCUCUGCCUUCUUAUCCUUUUUAAUUAGAGGGGCUAUUCUGCCGCUCAGAGGACCCUAAUCCCCAACUGACCAACAAUGCAAAAAGCCAGCCUUUGAACAGCCGACCUGCACCCCUCUCUGGCCCCGAAAACCUUCCCCCCCAUCGCUGCCACCACCAAUCACUUCUCGGCCCAAAAACUCCUCCGCUCCCAUCAUUGGGAAAGCCGGCCUCGCUGCCUUCUCCAUCUUUUCCUACAUCCUGGACAAAGAACUGCAAAGAGAAGACGUCUGAAAGAGCAUUUCAAUAUCCGCCAAGCUGCUCAGAAAGCUUUGGUUUGGUACUUGGGACAAGGCCGAGGUCAAAUGGCAGGUGACUCUGACAGAAGAAAAGUUACUAAAAUAACCUGCUAACAUCUGACGUGUAUUGAAAAGAGCUAAAGAUUACCAAGGAGACUUCAUAAUAGGAGAAGGAGAAGAGGGGAAAGGUUGCACCUGCUAAGUCUCAGAGAAAACCAAAUCAGCAGCUUUAAAAAACGACGUUUAAUAGAUUUGUAUCUGUCUGAAGGCGCUGUGAUUGGUUGUUCUUUAUUGGCAGUUUGGAGUUUAGUUUUUAUUUUUUGUCAGUCAUGUGUGACACAAUUUGCAUCUUCAGUUUUGACUAAUGCCAAAGAAACACUGUCCCUUCAAAGUUUGGUUAAAAAUGUAUCCAUACUUUCAGAAAGUAGAAGGAACUGUGAGGAGUUUGUAACUUAUUUUGAAAUAGUGUCACUCUUUUAGUUUCAUCUUUGAAUUUUAGUCCGGUUUUCCAAGAAAAAAGAGAAAAAGUUUGACAGUCAGACAUACCUUGGAAUUUGGUGAAUAAAGGCGCGUUCACACCACCCUCGUUUAGUGCGGUCAAGCCGAACCCUGGAGCAUUUACUCCCUUGGUGCAGUUCGUUUGGGUCGGUUUGAACGCUGACCUCGAACUCUGGUGCAGACCAAAUAAACGAACUCUGGUCCGCCUGGAGAGGUGGAUUCAAGUGAACUCUGGAGCGGUUCAUUUCUGGUGUGAACGUCAUCCACACCAAUCACAGGAAACGCACCACACACGUCAUUCAUGCCUGUCGCCGUCUCGUCUUUAUCCGUCUGUUGUUUGCAGCACGUCUACUCCAGAAUGAAUGAAUUAAUGCCGCAGUUGGCGCUCGCUGGCUAAUAAGCCGUUCAUAGGCGCGAUCAACUAGCGCUUUUGCUUCACGCUCCAGAUGAGUAGCAAAAGCAAAAUCAGCCUACGAUGCUCCAUGACAGGCGAAGACAGCAGAGCGGGGUUUGUAUUCCCGCAUGAACCAAGGACCAAUAACCGAACAACAUUCGGGGUCACAUGACUUCAGGUUCUGUUUUCUGGAGCGAUUGAGUUUUUCCUUUGUGAACACAAACCGGACCAGUUAAUUAAAACAAAAGUAUCGUCUUGCCUUUGAUUCGAAUCAGGAAACGGACCUUUAGGUGUGAACACGACCUAAGAUGCACUUUUAAUAGUUUUUUUGUCCUCUAAAAAGUAAGCUGUGUUGAGUUCAUCCGAUGUGACUGCAGUGUCAGUGACUGCAUACGUCAUUAAUCAAAUCAAACGUCACCAUCGUUCGACAACAAAAACAGGCGCGGAGAGCAAUUUGUACUUUGUGCGCAUGCAGGUCACUUCACGGACGCAUUCUGUUCACAUUAGACGCCGCAUUCGUUGUUGUAAUAUGAACUUCCGCACAAAAGAUCGGAUUUAACAAAAAAUCCGAAUUGUGCAUCAUAACCUGCAGUGUGAACGUAGCCUUUGUCGCAAAUAUCCGUACUUUUAACCCCUUACAUUAUCAAAGGUCAGUCUCUUUAGCAGAGCGCCACAAAGUCAGGGUCAUUUUUGUUACGCCGGGCUUCUUAUUUUUCUUUUUAAGUGUGAAGUGUAAACAGUACCUCAACUUUUACCAGAGUUUGGGUAAAAACACUGAUUGUUAAUUGUAUAAAAAGACGCUACUAACCUGUUUUGACCAUUUAAUCAAACUUUUUCCCUCUUUAUUAACUCAGUCGACAGUUUACAGAGUAGAUAUUUGAACUAACAGAAGGGCAAAAUAAUUAGUCCCAUAAUUAUGUCAAUGCCGAUGAUAACAAUCCUCAAACUGUGUCUAAAAAGAAGCUGAACUAAUUUUCCUGUAAUUUUCUUCAAGCUGAUUUUCAUCAACAUUUUGCCAACAUUUCACUCUGACAAAUUGCCACCGGAGCACAAUGACAAUGCUCGCGGCUUUGAACCCGGCCGCGCAUGUGAAUGACAGAAAAAUAAAUUUACGCUGCAGUUUCCCAUUUUGCACCCCGCAUGCUGGCUCCGCGCUCCCCUCGUUCAGACGGAGAGAAAAAGCACACAGGCCAGCCAAACCUUCUGCCUGGCUAAUCACAGGCCCAAUAUUUCCAUAGCAGGCAAUUAGCAUCUUGCUUUUAUGUGGGAAAUGGCUGAGGCGAGAGGAGCUGAGCGAGUCGGGGAGAGAGGCACAGUAAAAACGGAGAGAGAAUAAAAGAGCAAUUAAGAUGUUGGGUGAGCGGAGGACAUAGACAGGCAGUCUGCUGCCGUGUGAUUUGAGGCUUGCGGGCCCAGUAAUUAGCCCUUCAUUGUGAGAUAAUGGACUUGGCCGGUCUUCCUGGUUCCCCAAGCUGCCCAGCCCGACUCGACCCAUGAAAGGUCAAAGGGCACAAUGUGCGGUUUGGCUCCUAUAUGUUUGUGUGUAUAUGAGUGUGUGUGGAAACCAUCUUUCAAGACUUGCAUCAUCUUGUCCUUAAAGUCCGUGUGAGAAAUGAAAAGAGCGCGGAAACACAAAAGGUAAAUUAAUAAUCUGUCUAAAUCUGCGAAGGUUUGGAGACAUGAGUCAACGUUCACUCAGCCCAUCACUCUUUUCUCCCGCCAUCUUUAGAGCAGCAGUAAUCUGUGAACCCUGAAUCAUAAGCUUUGGGUAAAUCUAUGUAAUACGGGUAAUUCGAUGAAGCAGUAUUUUCCUGGUGAGAGGCAAAAUCCUGUUGACUAUUCAAGGAUUGAAUCAUCCAACAGUAAUGCCAUUAGACCAGUGCCACGGAUUCCUCGCAAAAUGCUGUUUAAUUGCCAGUAACCGGCCAUUGUCUGGUGACGGGUAAACACUAGCCGUAGGUGGGGAGGGGGGGGUGGCGAGUGAAGAAGCGUGUGAAAAAGAUGGCCCCUUCGGCUUCAGCCAAUCGCCGGUUGAGAGACGGAUUUACUCAGGCUGGAUGAAGCCCGCGCUGCAAAGUGGCAGAGGCACUGGCUUAACUAAAGUCUUCAGGAGUAUAAAUGCAGAGUUACUCUCUCCUUUUAAUGCAGGAUUUGCUCAACAAUGCGAUUUAGGGGGGGGUGUCUAUUCAGGAUAGACAUUUUUUUUUUUGAGUGGCGAGGUUUUUAAGGAUCAAGCCUUGUUGCUCACGUUUAUUAGCGCAGGACUCCACAGCUCAGGGAUUGUCAGUCGUUGUAAUCGUCGAGCAGUUUAUCCAUGUUUGUGUUUGGCUUUACCUACAUGCACCCUGACACUAAGUCCCAUUCUUUCCACCUGUUUUGUUUGAAAAUCUUUAAGAACAAUAACAACCUACACCCGGACGAUUAUCCAAAGCCACACUUGCGUCAGCUUCGUGACAAUAAAACCUGAUAUUUGCUGUCCAAAUCAAAAUGAGCCGAUCUGAAGCCUCUUGAGAAGAGUUUUUCAGUUUUACUAGUUAAUCCAAUUCUCACCACACUGGGACUUUUUUAUGAGAAUUUGAACAUUUGAGGUGCUUUGUUGGGCCUCCCCUCGGCCCCUGGCUCCCAGGCCCGUCCUGGAGGACGCAGAUUUGAAGUGAGAGGUGUGGCGGCCCAGGCUCGCCUUCUUUGUGAGCCGGUGCCUGGGAGACGAGCAACGCUGCCAGAACAGACACUGAUUGGGUUUGACACUGCGUCCAGGAGGCGAGAAGAAGCUUUUCUUUUGCUCUUUUUUUUCUUUUCUAUAAGUAAAAGAGAGCCUUUUUGUAUGAAAGGCCCCUCCUCUGCUCUCCGCUCUCCCUCUAACUCCCCCCGGUUCUGUUGUGCUCCUCGCCCUCCUCCGUGGUUCCCUCUUUUUCUCUUCUCCUUACGUUCCCAUAUUGACUCCCUCAUUUUUCCCUCAGAUUAAAACCAGCAGACUUCUGUUCCCUUUGUCUUCCUCCUUUAUCGUCCCUCUUAUUUGGAUGUUGACCAGUAAAUUUGAUCCUCGGCAUCACCGCUUCAAAAAACAGCUUUUGUGUCCUCUCUCCUCAGAAGCAAAUAGAUGUUACAGUAAAACAUUAAGGGCAGUCAAAUCUGUCUCUUUUACAAGCCUGACACACUGCCACAUACUGAGCCCACUGCUGUGUCCUGUGUCGGGACUCUUCGCCACAUACAGAUCCUUAAUCACCGUGCCUCAGGCUAUGAUCACACCCUGCUCAACGCUGGGCUUUUACACAGGAUUUAGCCUUCAAUUUACUAAUCCCAGAGUACUCCUGUUCACAAAGAGCCCAAGUGGUCACUAUGAGUGUCAUACAGCAUAUGUUUUCAGGACAGAUCGCCUAAACUCAGUGAUGAAGGGAGAGUACAGCGUUUAUGUAACAUGCAGGUACAUGUAUUAUAAAACAGAGGGCUGCUUUGAAAAAGUAAAACUGAAUAAUCUCUAAUUUUGUUUAAUAUUAAAGAUUAGUGUUAGCCCAUGUUGUAUUAGCUGAACUAGCCUCUCGUACUACUUGUUUAAAGCUCCUAUGAGGAGUAUUUUUUAUGAAACAGACAAACCAUGAAGGCAUUUUUAUGAUUAUCGAAAUCAAGCAAGACCAUCAGCAAUUUUUAUAUUGUAGUUUUUAAUUCCUAAAAUUGGUAAAAGGGGGUAGCUGUCAGAGGAUAAAGUCCUGUUUUCACAGGUAUUAAUGAUAAACGAUAUGUCAAGAGUUAGCAGUGUAGGGGCCUAGGUCCUAUUUUGAGUUCAUCAAUAUUUGGAUAAUUUAAGUUUAUGUAUUUAAUUAUUUUUGUGUUGAUUUGUGGUAAAAUUCUCGUUAUUUACAUUAUUUAUAGUUAGAUAAUUCAUGUUGAUAAGUUCAUUUAACUUAAAAAUCGCAUAUAGAGUGUUUGAUGCGUAUUGAUAUCUGUGUGUGUAGUUAACCCAAGCGGGCAGUUAUGUCAGGCAUCAUGGAGUGGAGCCACACAGUUUUUUGACCUCGCUCGUUUGUUCACUUACUCUGCUUUUAUUUUGUAUUUUGCGCACUUAUAUGUUUAUAUAGUCAUGCUGGACUAGUGUAUCAAAACGAGCGAGAGGAUCCUGUGGAGUUCUUUUUAGCAAUCUCAUGGCUUCAUGGUUAAGGAACCUACAAGCAGGAUGAUAUUUAUUGUCGGUUGACUUCACUGAAGUAUGAAGAGGAUUCACUUCUUUGUCCAGAGGGGGCGCUAGAAUCGACACAUAUCAAAAGUUGCACACAGGAGCUUUAAAGAUUUACAGCGUUGGAUAACAGACUGAGUAGAUGAGCUUACCAUGCGUUUUGAUGUGAUGUUUUUAUCAGCAAGUAAAGGUCCUUACACACCGGGACCGUUUUUGUCAUGAUCCAGACAAUAUUCCGGAUACUGUGAUCCAGAACACACAAAAAUAAGAGUGUCGUUGGAAUUUUCAACGCUGAAAGAUAACCAAUGAAGAUAUAAGGAAGUGUACGCUUACAAAUAUUGCAUAAUAAAUCAUGCAUUUAUGUAUCUAAUAUGAGCUUUGUUGUUUUAGGAACAUUAUGAACAGUGAACAUACCAGUUUAAACACAAAUAAAAGUUAAUAAAAUAAACGUAACACUAAAAGUUUUGGUGUGAAUCACAAUAUAAGGGGGGACAUGAGCUUUAACUUUCAUCUGUGCUAAGUAACUUUAGCUCGUAAACUAACCUAAGUAAGUGGCUGCAGUGGCUGACUCUAGCUUCUCUUUUCCUGUGCAGACAUUACAGCAGUAUCUCUUCAUUUGAUUUUUAAAAAGGAGGUGCAGAAAACAUCAAAUUAAUGUGAUUUUCAGAUGAGUACAGUCAUAGGUUGAUUAAAGGUAUGUAAGUGAGCUUAAAUAUCAGUGAGACUUCAGUUUGAGCUCUGAAAUUGAAGAAGUGAGAAGGUGGACUUUGAUUGGUGCUGAUUAAUCUUUUGUGCCGAUCACCAGAGGAGAGCACAGCCUUCUCAAUCCGCUUAAUAGAGGCGCUAAUGACGAGCUCCAUUAGUUUAAUAUAUGCUUUUAUCGCUGUGCCCUUAGAUGACUGUAGCGUUUCAUUAGACAUGUCUGCCUCAUAUCUCACUUUGCACCCAGAGGAAACUGUGAAGGGAUUAAUUUUAUGAUGGACCCCCUGCCUCCUCGCUGCCUCCCUCCUUCCCUUCAAUCCUUCCCUCCUUCUCCUCUCAGCUCAGCUCCCGGCCUCAGCCAGAGGACCCAGGAGGAAUAGUGUCUUUGUCGUCCUGCCGUUUUUUUUUACGGAGUUGAGGAACAAGAGGAGUUUAAUCCUCAUUGUCCAGGAGACUGCAGAGGGUGGGGUAGGGGGGUGAGGGGGUCCUCCGGCUGUAAAAUGAUCCAACUGGCCUCGGCUAAUCCCCUCCUAACCCCCCCACUCCCAGGCCUGACCCCCCCCUCCCAGCCGUGAUUCACGACAACGGAAUCACACAACAAACACAAACACACAUCCAAAAAAAAAUCACGAUUAUGGAGUAAAUGCUGCGUCUUUAAAACGCUAAACCAGAUAAAAGAUGACAAAAAUCAUCUAAUAUUGAACGUCGGGCCUUUUACACACAAACAGGGUUAUAAUGUCAUUCAUAGUCGUGCAUUAAGUGGUUUAGAGGGGUAUGUUUAAGUGGGAUUUAACUUAAUCACCUACACAGCGGCUUAAUCAACUAGUAACCCAUCUUCCACUCUGGGGAUGCUCACCAGCAGUUAGAGGUGUGUAAUCAACCCACACACACACACACUUCUCUGAGAUGAUAGCAUGUGUGUACCUGUGUGUGUACCUGUGUGUGUGUGUGUGUGUUCAACUGUUCAAUUUUGUUCUUCUAACAGGCUGCAGUGACGUUUAUUAACAUGCUGAUGACAGGAAAUAAACAACAGCCUCUUGUAUGUCAUUGGGAGUAGUGAUGAGAGGAAGUGUGUGUGUCUGCAGUUGUGUGUGUUGACAAAAUAAAGCAAUAAAUUUCAUUGUUCUUAUUAGCUGACGGAUUAUUUCCAGAUGAAGCGGGGACAGGACUGGACAUCUAUUUGACGUUAAGUCUCUCUCUAACAAGACGGAUGCUCUCCGGUCUGCACAAAUCUUCUCCUACCUUGCACACACAGCCCCUCCGUCCCCUCCCUCACCCUCUCCCUUCUCCCCAUUCUGUCUUUAUUUCUCCUCUGUUCCUCUCUCCCCUCCUCUCUUUCUUUCUCGGCUCUCCUCCCUGAGUGACAGCUCAAUACCCGGCUCUCCCAGGCUUAUCUAGCCUCAGCAGAUGGUUGACUUGGAUCACUGUUCAUACGCCACGAUCUGGGCCGGUGAUAAAGACUGUAACAGAGGGAAUACGUGCUAUCUCUCGCUCGCUCGCUCGCUCCUUUCUUCCUCUCACUCCUUUUCCUCUCACCUCCUCUUGAUCCGCGCCACUCUCUCUGUUUUCCCCCUAACUCUUUUAAACUCAUCUCUUUUAUUCACUCGCUCUUACCUGUCUUCUCUUCUCCUUGUCGCGUCCUCCACCUUUCUCAGACGCUCUCUUUGUCUCUCCGCACACCCUCCCUCAAUCCUCCCCUCUGUGUCUCCUCAUCUCCCUCCAUCCCUCCAUCUCCCCUGCACUGGAUCUGGUGCUGCGCGAUUGUCUCUGCCUCCCUGCUGGGCUGGCGCCUGUCUAAAGGGCCCCAGGACCCUCACACACUGAGGGUCUCCAGCCAUGCCAGAGAUGCCCUCUCUCUCUCUCCCCUCUCCUUCCUCUCCUCUCCUCCUUUCUGAUAUCAGCUCAUCUGCUCCCUCUUCAUCUCUACUGGAUGGAAGAAAAGGUCAAAUUGUGUCUCUUUCUGGCUCUUCUUCACUUCUUUGUCGCACACAAGACUACUUGUAACCGCGUAUUUGUCAUCCAACCCUCUUUUGUGCGUUUUUCAAGUUGUGAAUACAUGCAAAAAGUACAAUAAGUAGACGGGUAACCUUCAAAAAGCUGCAGCCUGAAGCUUCCUGCACUCACAUCUCCUUUUUCAAUUCCAUGAUCACUACAAUUCAACAACUGAUGUUCACUUCACAGGCCUUAAAGUGCUCAUUUUUAUGUAUACUUCACUUGCCUGCAGUGCUCAUUUGAUGUCUUUGUCGUGUGUUUUUUAUUCUACAGAGAAAAAGAGGGUAUAUCCGCCACUGAAGAGAGUGCUGGGAGUGAUAUGAAUGACAACAUAGGAUGCAACACCUUGUAUGGAAAGAUUACUGGCGAGCGGAUCACUUGAACGCGCCAUACGUUAGCUCUGUAUGAUCAGCGCCAGCGUGAUAUGAGCAAUACGAGGCAUGAAAGUGAGGAGAAAUCCUUCAACUUUAUGGUGUAGAGACGGGAUGCUGAAAUGAAGGAAAUAUCGGGUAAAAUUCUGCCAGAGUGAAAAUAAGUUAGAGAAGCUUUCCUCUAUCUGAGACGAAUCUUAAUCUGAACGGAAGAAUCUGGCAAACACACAAGGGCACCUGCAUCCGCCCAGCCUGCCCUGCUUUUGUUCUGCUCCGACCCCCUAACUUUAGCCCCCUAAUUAACCCUACAGAAACUAAUUAAAUACAGCUCUAGUGGACCAGACGCCAGACAGCAAAAAAAAAGAGGAAGAAUAAGAAGAAGGAGGAGGAGAAGGAGGAGGAGGUGAGCCAAAGUGACGAGCAGGAGAAGAAGAUGCAACCCUUGGCCUUCAGAACAAGAAACAGGGUGAGGAACUGAGACGACAAUGAUGAUGGUGGAUGAUGAUGAUGAUGAUGGGCAAGUUGCACCUCUUCUUCAAGCACUCCCAGACCUAUAUUCUUCUCUUCAUGCUGUCAUUUCUCAAGGUAUUUUGGUGCUUCCUCUUAGAUGAGAGAGGGUGCCAGCUGCUGUAAUCACAAGCAAACCAGUCACAUGACGCAACCGACGCCCUGAAGAUAUUUGGAAGAGGCUAUAGAGGCAGGAUGGGGAGAGCCGCGGAGAGACAAGAGCGGCGUAGAAGGGGGGAAAAAAAGGAGGAGGAGAAAGAGGAAGAGGAGGGGAGAGGGGGAAAAAGAGAAAAAGGUACGGGACAGGAUUGUGAGAAAGAAGAUAUGUGAAUAUGGGUUCAAACCAGCCAAGUGUCUCUGGCAAAGACGCUGCAGCUCCUCGUCCCAGGCAGGCACGGCUCGCUAAGUGAUAGAGAAAGUAAUUAAGAGAAGCCUGUUCAAGUAGAUAGGCCUGUAAAGGAGAUUUGAAGAGGGGAACUGAUUGUGCAUGUCUGAUUCCAGCUCUUCAGAGAGUUCUCAGCCCCGAGGCUUAGCUUUCAAAGGGCCGUCUCUCUCUCAUUUUUCUCUCUCUCUCCAUCGAUCUUUCUGUCUCUGUGACAUUUAUCAACAAAUAGCGUGACACUGCCUCUUUCAACAUAUCUAUCUAUCUAUCUAUCUAUCUAUCUAUCUAUCUAUCGAGUUUUAUUUAACCUCUGUUUUUGUAUACAAAUGACCUAUUUUCUUUUUAAAGCUCCUGUGAGUAACUUUUUUUGUGUUGAUUUUGGCGCCCCCUUGUGGAGAAAACAUUCUUGGCCUGUCUAGCUUAGUAGUGUGUUCUGACAAAAACUGACAAAAAGUGUAAAAUUUAUUGUGAAUAUGUUUUGUGGAAACUGGAAGAAACAGGGUCGUCUCUUUCGCUGCUUGGCUGACACCUUCCACCUUAACUUAAUGAACCGAUCUUAUUGGUCGAUUCAAAGGUCAUGUUAAAGAGCACGCCUCCCUGUAGAUUCGCUGCCUCUUAAGGUCCUUACACACCGGGGAUGACAUGAAUAUAGAACACGAAAUUACGAAAUAUUCAGGGGCAAAUUUUGAUGCGCCUGACUAUACACAUCAAGCCCGAUGCGAUUUUGCGACUUUCCGGGGGGGAAAAAGAUGUACCCCGGGUGGAAGCGAGAAGACUGACACAACAGCAGACGACUGUUUUCAGUUCUGAUUAGACUCUAGUGUUGAGAUGUCUGUCUGUCAUGAUAGCAUGUACUGAGUCGGGGCCAGUGCCAGAUGAACACAUUAAAAUAUGAUCCAUAAAUGUAAGGUAACAACUGAGACCUAAUGGUGCUGUGACAGCAACGCGAUUGAGUUUGAGACAGUAAAAAUACAUAUGGUAUGUUGUAUCUGAACAGGUUAGCUUACGAGCUAAAGUUACUUAGCACAGAUGAAAGUUAAAACAAAGACGUUUAUCAAACUGUUAAAGCACACAAACUAUCGUCAUAUGAGAGAUCCGAUGCUAUGACUCUCCACAAUUUGUCCUUCAGGUCGUUAUCUUUGUAAUAUUUGUGUCUUUAUCGAAAAGCACUCUGUUCUCCGACACGUAAACAAUCAGCCGGUCGGCCAUGUUGGAUAUACCGGUGAGUCAGACGUUUCAACAACAUGCAAUCUGAUUGGUUAGAAGUGGACACACAGUAUGCAAAACUACAGAAAAAUUGACCGUAAUCAAAAAUAAUAAAUGCCGCAAUAUCGCAGGAUGGGAAAACGUCGCUGAUGUGAACACUUGUAUUGACAGGAUACGGGUUCGAAAAAAAAUUGCGACGUCUGAAAUAAUCGCACCAAAAAAAAAUACACUCCCAGUGUGUAAGGACCUUUACACUUCUGAUUGUGGUUGAUUUUUGAAAAAUAUACCCUGUUGCAUUUUUUAAGUUUGUGUUUUUAAUUAUAUUUAAGUCAUUUACUUUGUAUCAUGUUUUUAUGUUUGGUUAUCUGUUUGUCAGGACGCUCUUGGUACAGAGGGUUUUAAUCUUAGUGAGCUUUGUAAGAAAAAUCAAUUUAAAAAUCUAUUUUAAAGGAAUAGUGAAGUCAAUCACCGCCAUAUGCUUGAGGCCUUGAUAGAGUAACACUGCCACCUAGGAGGAGCCACAGUAAACCAUCUUGCGUAAACCUGGACCAGGUUUUCAGCAAGUCAGUCGUCAGUCUUGCCCUGAUUUGUAUGUUUCAUCCUUACUGUGAGUAAAGUAUGAAGUAAUUAAGAAAUAAUCACCACACUUUUUACAGUCUUCUUGAAUUGAGGAGAGAGAUUAUAGUGUUUUAAGAAAGAGGAGGAGACACAAACUAAAGUAACAAACUGAUAUUCAGUUAACACUUCAAUUAAGUUUGAGGCAUUUGUAAUCAUUUCUGGUGAGUGCUGAAACAGGAGGGUCUUUUCCUCAUUUAUAAACCUAAGUAGACAAGAUAGGAUAUACAGGAAAACUAAUCAUGAAGUUUUACUAUAAAACACUUGAGCACUAAGUAAAAACAGAGACUGAGGACUUCCUGUCUCUCUUUAUGAUGACAGAUAUUAUAUUCUUAAUUUUUCAAAACGCAUUUUCAGCUGCAUCAAAUUAAAGUUCCUACUGUGCAUUAAUGCAGAAAAAUAAAUGUUUGGUUCACUGAAGUCUAGUUCUCUCUCGUGUCUGAUAUUAUGUCAUCACACAGGAUAAGGAUGUUGUCUCGACCCUGGGGUAGAAACUUUGAUUUAACAUCUGAUUAUAAUUUUAAAAAUUAUUGUUUUAUUUCAAAAGAUACUGUAACAUUUUCUGCACAGAUAAUGGCUUUAACUUCCACAAACUAAAUCAAACUUGAAAAGACUUCAUUAUACAUUGAAAAGAAUCAGAAAAGCAGAUAAAACUGAUCCUCUGGCGACAUCUGCUGGAGAAAAAGCGAUGUUGUUGCGGUUGUGAAAGAGAGAGGGAAAUCCUCAAAUAAAUCGUGAACUUGGCGUCCCCUGUUGGUGGAAAUCAGAUAAGACGGCUGUGAACCUUGGAGAAAGACUCCACAUUUGGCUCCGACCAUACAAGGAACAAAAGUUAUCAUAUAACUUUUGUUCCUUCAAACCAGUUAACGUUUUAAGAGAUUUCAAAUACAUUUUAAAUUCGUUUUGAGCAGUUGUGACUGACUCCCCCUACUCUUGUCUCAUUUGUGUUUUUGCUCUGCUUGCUUUUUUUGGUAAUGUACCAUUAUCAUUUUUUAAAAUGUUAUUGUUGUUCUUGAUUUGUUUUUGUCUCUUGUUAUUGUCUUUGUUGGUGUUUUUUAUUUUUAUUUAUUUUUUGUUAUUUCUUGUUUCUAUUAUUAUUCAUGUUGCACCUCACUCCUUUGCAUGUCUUGUUAAAUGUUUGCAAUAAAAAAAUACAUUAAAAAAAUGAAAUAAAAUAAAAUAAAUACAUUUUUAAAAAUAAAAUAAUAUAAAAUAAUAUAAUAAUAAAAAAAAUUAAAAUAAAUUAAAAAUAAAUUUAAAAAAUUUAAAAAAUAGAUAAAUAAGAAAGAAAUUGUUAACUGGAUAAAACAAAAAAAAAGAUUAAAAAAAAAGAAAAUACAUAAAAAAUAACAAACUAAAUUUAAAAUAAAAGUAAAUAAAAAAACAAGAAAAAAGUUAACUCUAAAUAAAACUUAAAAAGAAAAAAUAAGAAAAUACAUUAAAUACAUGACUUAAUGAACUAAAAAUGAAAUAAAAGUCAAUUAAAAAAAGAAAAAUUAACUGAAUAAAUUUUUUUUAAAAGCAAAAGAAAGAAAGGAAAUAUUAAAAAAUAAAAAAUUAAUAAAUCAAAAAAUAAAAUAAAAUACAAAUAAAUAAAGUUGACUGAAUUAAACUUUUUUUUAAAAAACGUCUGAGGACCUCAUGACUGAACUGUGUAAAUAAGUGGCUGAAAAAGAAAAAAAACUGCUGCCUGUCAUGCGUUACACCACUGUCGUAAAACGCCUCUGUCUGCUGUUGCAAUGGCGUUUGCUGCGACAGCACUUUCCGGCAGCAGGGAAAUCGAGGAGAAAGCAGAGACUACCGUCUGGAGCGGAUACGGUAUCGCCUGAAAAUCCGCUGAAUUCAUGUGAUAUUCGGUUAGAUCGCUCUUAUACCCUUUGUUUAUGUCUUGGCUUUGUUGAUGAGAUUGUGUUGGACCUCUUCUAAGCGCGAAUCUCCACCUUAAUGCGGUGGGAUGGCCACAGUGCCGCCUGGGCCUAGUAGCGCACUGUCUGCAUCCCCGGCUGAAAGUCCUCCUUUCCCCGGGGCUGGGACCGCGGAGCCGGCGGGGGGAGACGGGAAGCCAGCCUGUCACCGGGAGGACCGUGUACCCUCCGAUCCGGGGAAGAAGUCUCAGACGGUCAACGAGGUCAAAUCGUCGGUUCAGAAGAAGCAGGUGAACAUGCUAGCCCGAGCUAGCCCGGCGGCGGCGUCGGCGCUGCACCUGAAAAUGCAAGCCCGGGAGCAGCAGCAGCUGAACGGGCUGUCGAGCCCCACGGAGGACGGUGACAGCCACGAACACACAGGAAACCGGCCCGACAAUCCCAGACCGUCCGUGGACAACUGUGACAGCUGCACCGAGGAGGCUCCGGCCGUGAGAAACAAUAGUGAGCACUGCCAACAUGAAGAAGGCCACAGCCCCUGCUGCUGCUGCCGCUGCUGCUCCAAAAACGGCACCCACUCCCCCCUGGUCAACAAUAGCAUGAACGGGAUGCCGGGUUUCACGAGAACUGACGCGGCCCACCACCACCACCAACAACAACAACACCACCCCGAGGACGAAGGGAGAGACGAGUUUGUUCACAUGACAGAAGCUGCCGGGCCCGGCGGAGAGGAGGAGGAGGAGAGCCCCGCCGGGCCGCAGCAGCAGCAGCCGCCUGCCGCAGAGCUGGCCCGGCUGGACCUGAGCGGGUCUCCCGGCCGAGCGGAGGUGGAGGAGGAGGAGGAGAGCCACGGCAUCCGCUAUGUCCGCUAUGAGUCUGAGCUGCAGAUGCCGUGGAUCAUGAGACUCAUCACCAAGGACUUAUCUGAGCCUUAUUCAAUUUACACCUACAGGUACUUCAUCCACAACUGGCCGCAGCUCUGCUUUCUGGUGAGUGUGACUCUCUUACCAACACCAAAAUACCUUCUUCCCAUUCCUUUACCUUGUUUAUUAUUCCCUCUAAAUGAGUGCAAAAGACACCCUCCUUUUUGCCCAAGGACUUUGGUUACCUGAAGCUGCAUACCAAUAGUGGGGUUGGGUGUGACUGCAUGCUUUCACCUGUCAGCGUGUCUGACAGGCAGCCAAAUAUGGAGCUGAUAUGUACUGAAGGCAAACACCCAAAAAACACACAUGCGUUAUAGGGCUGGGCGAUAAAAUGAUAUACAUGUCAAAUUAAUUUCCCUCACUAUGAGUAUAACACAUGAUCAAUAUGCUUGUCGAUAGCUGACAUUCCACCAUGUUUUGGUCGAUUUUAUGAAUAGUCAAUGAAAAGGGGAGUUGCUGCAGUCCGCUUAGCGCUGAACAAAUCAUGUGCUGAAUAAGAACAAAGUAGCAAACAACUGUGUAGUAGCAGGCUGCAGUUACACGCAACCAUAACAGUGUUGUUUUCGAAAAUAUUUUCGUCAACAUCGUCAAACGCUAAACAUAUAUUCUUAGACAUAGUUUAUUCUACCCUUACUGCCAUGGCUAACAGUGUAGCAAGGCUAAUAGCAGAUGGCUAACUCUAACUUUAGCUUGCAUAUUACAUGGUGCUUCACCGUUAACUCAGCGUGAUCGAGACCAGCACAGCGGGGAACAUGGUGACGUGGGUUGAACUGAAACUUGUUGACUUAUUGUGUAUUUCACAAACUGGUUUAUUUACUGUUGAGGCAGACCACUCUUCCUCGUGCGUGCCUGAGCUGCCUGCUUCAGAUCCGUCACUCUGCUGUGCUGUGAGGUAGUUAGUGGAUGAAGAUUGUCACAAGGUCGCUGCGCCACCUACAGGAUAAGUCAGGGAACGUUUCAAAUUGCGGAACAUUUUCAAAGUGAAACCGAAUCUUAUUCUCCAUUUUAUUCCUGAAAAUAUGGGGGAUAAUCGGCGAGUUUUGGCUGAUUACCGAUUAGUCUCAAACAGGCUGAAAUUGGCAGAUUUAAUGAAGGUGAAGAUGAAGGUGACAACACUGGCACGAAAACGUUGGUGGUGUAGAGGUAUUUUAGUUUUCUGAGGUCGGACAUGAAGCAGAGUAAUGUGUACUGCGAAUUAUGCAGAGUACACGUUCUCGCAAAGUCGGGGAAUACCUCAAAUCUUUUUCACCACCUGAAGCAGUGCCGCAUGGCAGAGCUCGCGCAAUGCAAAAGGUUACAAACCCCAAGCGGAGCAAGGAGCCCAUGGCGCCUGUGCAGCCGAAACAGCCAACCAUUCAGUCCGUUUUCUCUAGCGCAACGCCUUACCACAAAAUGUCAAAGAGACACAAAGACCUCACAGAUGCAGCAGCUUAUUGUAUUUCAAAAGAUAUACUACUAAUAAGCACUGUUAAAUUUCAUUUUUUAUAUCGUGAUUUAUAUCGUGAUUUAUAUCGAUAUCGACUGAUAUAAAAAAAAUACAUUGUGAUAAACUUUUUCCCAUAUCGCCCAGCCCAGAUGUGUUAACGUCCUACUGAUAAUGAAGUUUGUACUCUAUCUUUUUAGCCAGUUUGUCCACGUCUCUCACACAAACUCUUCUACAUUGUUCUUGUUUAUCCGAAGGACUUCAGUCUGAGUUGACAGCGGUCCAGUCAGGGAGGGUUUAGCCGACUCUAUGUCUGUUUUAUUUCAUUACUGAUGCAAGAAUCUGUCGUGAAGCCAAACUCAGGCAGACAGGAGUAAUGAAAGGUUUUUAACGCCUUAAAUAGUAGAGAAUAAUGUCAACGCACUGGUUUCCCCUUGUACCUACAGCGUCAGUUGGAUCUUUUGUUCCUUCUUUGUUUAUCCUCGUCACCUCAAGGUUGUAAACAAUUUAGUUCCAGUUUGUCAGGAGCCACAGUGUGUGACAGAAGAGGAAGUGUCGUGAAAUAAAGGUCAGAGGUCAGUUUAGAGAGUCAGCAGAACAGGCAGGAUGGCUGCAGCUCUACAGGAACUCCUGCCAGGUUUUUAGCAACCGCCCUGAUAAACAGCUAACUAUUAUCUGUGUGUGUGUGUGUGUGUGUGUCACAGGCCAUGGUGGAGCAGGAGUGUGUCGGAGCCAUCGUUUGUAAGCUUGACAUGCACAAGAAGAUGUUCCGUCGUGGCUACAUCGCCAUGCUGGCUGUGGACUCCAAACACAGAAGGAAAAGCAUCGGUGAGAUGUGGACUCCGCUUCAGACUAGUUUGAGAGAACCAGCAGUGUCUUUGAAAACCAAAUCUCUUUAUGCAAAUGCUAAAAUUAGAUAAGUUAUGCAGCCUGAGUUCACGCGAAACACUUCUGCCUUUCUUAUAAUACAAGUUUACACGCCAAACAAACAGAAAAUACAAGCAUAAUUUUCUCUAAAGUAAAAAUAAUUUUUCAAAACUGACUCAAACUUGUGUUUGUCAGGUACUAAUCUGGUGAAGAAGGCCAUCUAUGCCAUGGUGGAGGGGGACUGUGACGAGGUAAGGCUUGUGAAACUCAUUCUUAUUGCGGGGUGUCUCAAUAAGUAAACAUGUCAGGCUUUUUGUUGAACCUUAUCUGAAAACUUCUCAGGGGGGUUUGGUGCCAACAUGCAUGGGCUGUCUGCCUGACAUUGGCAAAGACUCAAACCAUGUGUGCCAAAGAAUUCACUCUCAACGCUCAUGUGUGCCGUAGAAAGGAGGAUAGUCCUGCAAUAGAAAAAAGAAACUGAAGAAAUCAAAUGACAACACAUGAAACUGAUGUAUAAAUAAACCACAUGUUUGAUUAGUCUUUUUUGUGUUUAAAUUUGGCAAGAGCCCGAUGUCAGCACUGCUGAAAAUCUUUUCUUCCUCUAACAGCGAGGCUCUGUGUGAGUAAAAGAAACUCAACCAAGCUGCUCGUAUUUCAAGGCCCACACGUCUCGCUCGACCCUCACAUAUCUCUCUGCUGGUUACCUUGGUUUGAUUGUCAUCUCCUUUGAGCAUUUGAGUAGUCCCCCCGGGCGACAAGCUAUUUCUCUCACUCCCUGAGCAAAAACCUGCGAAAUCAUUCACGGCGUCUUCCACACAGGAGGUUUUGAAACCGUUUCUGUCUUCAAAUAUUAGAAGUGGAAAUGAGAUUCAACAUUCAGAUUUCUGUUGAUUGAGACCAAAGAGCCGCCGCCGUGUUUCACCAAAAUUAUCAUAAUGUUAAUGUGAUGGGGUUACACAACACAUGCUGAUUAAGGAGUGUAUUUUUUAUCACCUGGCGACGGCAAGCACCAAAGCUGUGUUGUGAGCAGUUGUCACAAUUAGGGAUGUGCCGAUAUACGAUUUAAUAGCGAUAUGCGAUAUUAAACGGCCGCGAUGAUGAAAUCAUAAGGUACUGUAAUAAUCGUUCCACAAUUAUAAUUUAAAGACGAGUGGCAGCAUCACUCAGCAGAGGCGAGCGAGUAGUCUUACCCACGGUGUCAAAGCCUCAGUAGCAAAAUGUACAAACAAACCACCACAGAAGUAGUCAUGUAAAAAAAGUAGCAUCAAACUGGGCUAGACUCCACCUGCUUCCCUUUAAUAGUAAAAUGCAUUACUGCUGCUCUUGUGAAUGUGAAUGACCCACUGAGUGGCGUCUAUUAAAAGUCACUUAAUAAAAAUAAUCAGCUUUAUUCCUGAAUCCUGGUGGUCUCACUCACAUUUGUAGGCAAAAAAAAGGGUCAGAGUUGAUUUCAUAACCGACUAAAAUCUUCUCACAGGAGCUUUAAUGACGCUUGAAUUUCCCUUCAGGGAUAAAUAAAGUUAUUUUUAUUCUCAAUAGAUCAAACCUGCCUCAAAGGCACAAACAGGAAAACAGCUGUAUCACAGAAUAAGCCAUACUGCUGGAGUCACUUUUGUAGUGUUUUGAUUUUCUUGACAUUAUGAUUUAUUGUUUCCACCCACAUUUAUUCAUUCAUUUUUGUCGACUAAAUGUCUUUUUCGAGGAUCCACAUUAGAGCUGCCUCGGUUUGAGAGCUGCUCCUCUCUGUCCCAGCGUACCGAGCCAGAGCCACCGCUAAUGUUGUUUGGUUGUGGACAGCGCUAUUCCCACCGCGACCAGUGAAAAAAUGCCUACUCAGUGUUACAGUUAGCUUACUUUGGCAUAAAGCUGGAGCAGAGGGGGGAACUGCUAGCUCAGCUCAGACAAAGGUGCAAGACACACAGAGCUGGUAUAUGACACACUGAGGGUUGAUUGGCAGCUUGAUUACUCAAUGAAAUUAUUCUUGGCCAGAAACAGCUGAACGACACCCCCCACCACCACACACGCCCUAAAAAAAGUACACACAGUACCUGAGACAUCCUGUACCGUAUAGCUUUUAUAUUAUAUGCAGUCAUGAACCAAAGUCAGCUUACUGCACAAGUAUUAGUGAGUCCCCUCUCAGCUAAAAGGGGUCUACAGCUGUGUUUUCUUUCCACAGGUUAGCUCUCCUGUAUCAGCUGAGCUAGCAGAAUGAAGGAGAUUUGAUCCCAUGAUUAGUGCAUUAAAGGGAUAUUCCGGCGUAAAAUUAAUUUAACCCCCUCGAAAGAUGAAUGUUGCCAACUGAUUGCUUCUCCAGUUCUACCAACUUUAGUACAUGACCACAGGAUAGCAAUACACAGCGGUCUGAGGAGCCAUAAGUAAACCUCAACCAAAACGCAACUCUAUAGCCACAAGUAAUGCUCAGAACAGCACCUAACUUCAUCAACAGUACAUAUAGGGUCCCAGCCUUAGUACUAGCCACCAAACAUCUUAUUAACUUCACCUAAUUCUUUAGCAAAAAGACUGAACACAACUCACCUACUCUCUUCCAGCAGCUGCGUUUGUAGUGAGACCUCAGGCCAGUCCAUUGACUACUGCGGGGUGACGCAGCUCAAGGAAGAACAUUUAUGAUCAUUUCUUCAUGGAAAUGCAAACAGACCGAGACACUAAGACAGAAGAACUACCGCGUCUGCAGUGCAAAAUGAUUAAUAUGGUGAUUAGUACUUCAAGGAAAUGAUGAAGUAAUGAUUACAAAUGUUCUUCCUUGAGCUGCGUCACCCCACAGCAGUCCGUAAUGGACUGGCCCGAGGUCUCACUACAAACAAGCAGCUGCUGGAAGAGAGUAGGUGAGUUGUGUUCAGUCUCUUUGCUAAAGAAUCAGGUGAAGUUAAUAAGAUGUUUGGUGGCUACUGCUAUGGUUAGGACCCUAUAUGUACUGUUGAUGAAGUUCUGUUCCGAGCAUUAUUUGUGGCUAUAGAGUGGCUUUUAGGUUGAGGUUUGUUUAUGGCUCCUCAGACCGCUGUGUAUUGCUAUCCUGCGGUCGUUACUAAAGUUGGUAUAACUAGAGAAGUAAGCGGUCGGCAACAUUCAUCUCUCAAGGGGGUGUCUAACUCUGUGUUACGGUGUGUUUGACCCUAAAUUAAUUUCAUGCUGGAAUAUCCCUUUAAAUAUGGUUUGGUUUUGAAAUGCAAAUGAUUAUUUGGGGUGUCUAACCUUCAACAUGCACAAUUUUAGGAAAAAAACGUCAUUUCUAUGUUUGAAAAAAUGUGCAGGUUUCUCUAAGACAGAGUUACAUUAUACCUGUUUUGUGCUAUCAUAUGGUGAAGUUUGUCAUGUAAACAUAAACAUAAUAACGCGCCCGUCUGUGUGUCCCCAGGUUGUAUUGGAGACCGAAAUAACCAACAAAUCAGCCCUGAAGCUGUACGAGAACUUGGGUUUUGUCAGAGAUAAGCGGCUGUUCAGAUACUACCUGAACGGAGUGGACGCGCUGCGGCUCAAACUGUGGCUCCGCUAGAGGAACGAAGAGGGGACGGGGGAGGAAAAAAUGGGACAGCAGGUGCUGUUCACCUCGUACACUAUCAGCUUGACAGCCUCAGCUCUGCCCUGGUCAUUUCACUCUUAUAUACACACACAAACACACAGCACACACCCUCUCUCUCACACACACACACACACACACACAAACACACACACUUGUGUUCAAACAUAAGGAGUAUGCGCAUAGACAUGCAAACACGCCCUCGUUUUGUCCUCGACCUCUGAACAAGUGUUGCUUUGGCAGAAACAGACUAACAACCCUCCUGAUGUUUUCAUGAAGAGGCCCCUCAUGCUACCUGAGAAGAGGAAUAGGAGGAGAGGUGGGGGUGAGGGUGGUAUUGGGGUGCAGCAUCGACCGUGACGUGAGGCAGCUCAAACGAGGACACGGCACCACCACCACGGCGAGUCCUGGUGCAGAACACAGGACACAAACAGACUUCAAGAAAACAAAACAUGACGUGAAACAAGGAAGUAAGGCGGCAAAAACAGACUGGGAAGAAAAAAUAUUUGUGGAGUUUAUUUUUGUGUUUCUUUUUUAACCUUGGACGGUUGGUGGAAAAGCUAUAGUAUGACUGUGUGUUUGUACCGCCUCAUGUUUGUUUGUGUUUUUUUUUUUUUUCUAAAAAAGCGGGUGUGCGGCCUGUUUUUGUGUGCUGACAGUGUGAGUGUGAGUGUGUGAAGUUAGACUACUGUUGUUUUUGUCUCCCUCCCUGUCCAGUUUUCCAUCACUUGCCUCAGCCUCCAGGACUGAAGCCUGUAAAGAUAUGCAUGCAUUUAUUUUACUGUGAGUGCGGGGGGAAAAAGUGCGAACUGUGCGUGUGUGUACGUGUGUGUGUGAGUGUGUGUGCAGAUUAACCCAGUCUAAAGCUAACCCUCCUUCCUGUUUUUGGUGUAAGCAUGUCGUCACAGAGCAGUUGAUCGAAAUCACUCCAUUAGCGCCUCAAACUUCGCCCACCUUCUCUCUUCGGUCCCCUCCCCUCUGUCAUCAAACCCUCACAGUAUGGUUGAGAACUUUCUUCUUUUGUUUUGAUUUUCCAAAUGCACUGCCAGCUGCUGCAAGAUUCCCCAAACAGGAGGAAGAGAGACUCCUUGCCAAUGAUUUUGUGUCACUCCUUUUCGACGAUUCUUCUGUUUCUCCUCCUCUAUUAAAAAAAAGUGCCACUCAAUCCAUCUGCACUAUCAGCCACAACUGCAGUGACCCCCAACCCCUCCCUGAAGGCGCCACUUUGGCAGCCUCGCUCCGGUCCUGGUCUGGUCGAGUUUUUUCAUAAUGCUGGAUUCCCCAUUUUUGCGUAUGCCGUGUGUGCGUGUGUGUUUAUCUCUUGAUUUAAAAAAAAAAAAGGAAAAUAGAUAAGUAUUCUUAGCAGAUUAUAUUUUAUUCUUGUGUUCGCUUUCAGUUUAUUUAGAUUGUCUACUCUACACCUGUAUAACCUCACGCUGCGCAAGAGCGGCUGAGUUCAUGAUGCACUUCCCCGGUGUUCUAACUCGAUGCACAACCAACCUCGCUAACAUGUUAAAGAUCUCCAGCCUGGAACGUGUUACAGAUGCACCCCGGACGUUCCGAACUUACACUAACAAUGGCAAAAACAGUUUGCUUCAGCCUUUUUUUUUUUUCUUUGUUUUUUAUUUUAAGUAAAAAUGAACAAAGGUCAGAUGCACUUCUGUAGAAAUCGCUGCAGUGCGUUUGUUUGUGUGUGUAUGAAUGUGUGAGCGCGUGUUUUGACAUCAGUGUGGAUCUCUUCUGUUAGAUUUUCGUUUCUCUACUUUCAGAGGCCCCACACAGGAAAAAAUCAGAGCCUUUGAGGUGCUGUGUUUUGCUCCAGCCUUAUAUGGACAACAGGAAGGAACAAAUCACUUUUUUUUUUUUUAGCUUUCCAAGAUGUGAGUUAGAGCUUAAUGCAAUAGAGAGGGCAGGAGACAGCCCGGGUGAUGGAUGAGGGGAGAUAAGAUCCUUUUUCUUCCAAGAGUCAAAUUGAAAAACAACCCACAUCUCGGGGUUGUAAAUGCAAUUUUAAAUAUCAUUUUCCACCUUGAGUAUUAAAUUAUGCAAUUGGACAUCUGCGAGUUUUCAUCCUGCCUGUGUUAUUCUGAGCGUGAGGCAUUAUAACAGUCACAAAUUUUUCCCCCCCUCGAGAACACGCCAAAGUUUGCAGCAGAAGUCACACAGGUCAAGACGGUUUCAUCCGUGAAUCUGUGCGGCCGCUUUGUCCCCCCCCCCUUGAAGGUGAGAUUUACGACCCCCGGGAGCCGAGAACUGAAAGAAAGGGAAAGUAGAUGUUUACAGAGUUUCCACCCACAUAACAGCCUGUGUACGUGAGUUUGCGUCUGUGCAUUUUGAGCAACGGAUCAUAUGACCUAUUUUUUUUCUUUUUUUUUCAGAUUUGUAUAAGAGUGUUGUUCUAUUCAUUGGAUAUUUUGAGAGCAUGUUUUUUUUGUGAAUCAUCUGUUGGGAUGGGGGCGGUUUGGGUUGAUUUAUCAGAGUUUUAUUUUAAGUUUCUGUGCUACUUUGGCCCAUCAUGAAUGGUGAGCAGUUCAAAAAUUUGCUCCAAACCCUAAAAAAAAACACAAACUAUUCUCUUCACUGCUCUUCUGACACUGUUUAUAUUUUGAUUAUCACCCUGUGUCGACUCCUUCUGGUUUACUUUGGAGGUUUGAAUCUCUUGUGCCUCCUCUGUCCUAAUCCUUCUUUCUUUAAAACCUCAACCACUGGAAGAUGAAGACUAUAACACCUAAAAUUGACUAAUCCAGUCGUCAUUUUAAAGAAAUAGAUGUUACCCCUGUUAAUCUGCGAGACUCUGCCAGUUCCACCAGAUUUCUGGGCAUUAGCCUGUCCUAGUGAGCCAAAGAGCUCUGUUCAGAUCCCAGACUGAAGGGCUUCACCAUCUGUAUCAGUUUGCUGCCAUGGCUCGUGGGGUGGCUCGGUUUCCUCUCCGAUUAUGCCUUUGGAAUAAGUUUUGACUUGACAUGCCAGUCCAGUGUUCACAGGUGUCAAAAGCGGUUUUUCUCGUCUUCAUCCCAGACUUUAGUGUGCGAUCAAAAAGAUUAAAAAGAAGGCUUAUUCUUAACAAUCACAACCCCACUCCUGGCUUCACCUGGGGGCGACAUCUGCCAGCCUGUGUUUGAGUGUUACAAUCAUAAAUUCUCCCCAGAAACCAGUUUUUCCAGGCCUAAUAGACAUCAUUCUCGGCUUUGCAAGUAAAAGCAACCACCAAACCAACCAUCCCCAGAGGGGGGCUCGCUGCAGUCUUUUACAGGGCGGGCUGCUACGCCUCCACCGCCAUCCACCAAGUGUGCAAAAGGGGAGAGCAAACGGUGUUUUUUGCAUGUCAGAUUUCUGUUCCCCCUGUUCCUCUUCCCUGUCCCUCCUCUUGAUUUUGAUCUGGAAAUGUCCGAAAGCUUUUAUUUAAUGUGGAAAAAGAACACAGAAAUAAAUUAUUUGAUUUUUUUAAUGCUGUAA
Molecule: messenger RNA, 51319 nt
Organism: Xyrichtys novacula (pearly razorfish)
Lineage: Eukaryota; Metazoa; Chordata; Actinopteri; Labriformes; Labridae
Source: the annotation of a GenBank genome assembly